Spirometra erinaceieuropaei is the source of this 61606-nucleotide messenger RNA. The record is from the annotation of a GenBank genome assembly. Lineage: Eukaryota; Metazoa; Platyhelminthes; Cestoda; Diphyllobothriidea; Diphyllobothriidae.
AUGAGUGGAAUAGAUAUUGGUCGAAUUGAGAGGGCAAGAGAAAAUAGAAGGAAACAGUUACUUAACUGGGAACGUUUUGACAGUGAAUGUAAAAUUAAGCCAAAGAGACGAAGAGGAAAACGCGUCGCCUUCGGUGCCGGAACUGUAUUUUUUGAGGCUGCUGCCAGAGAGGACUUUGAUGAGGGUACGUUUGUUUUCUAUAAUGAAUGUUCUUGAUUAUAUUGAAUCUGCGAACCUUUGUCCCUUUCACAAUUCUUGAUUAUUUCAUAAAAGCUCUUAGCAUGUUCUGGAGACCGUUCCUCCUAUGAACAUCUUUUCUAUAAACGUAACGUUAUCGAGAAAAGACUACAUUUGGACAGAUUAAUGCGUUUGUGAUCUUACUGUUGUAGAAUAAUUGGGGUUGGGCCUUAUUUGUAAUGAGUCGAAGACUUAAGUCUUCGAGUCAUUUAAUUAAAUCUGAUUUGAUUGUCUUGUUUAAAAAUCCCCUUAUUAUAUAUUUUCAAAAGCUGGCCAUUUUCGUAAAAUAUAUUUUUUCAUCUUUUGGUUGUGGCAAAAGACAAAAAUGGAAUUCACGUCGCGUUGAUUAGCAUAAAUGAUAUUAUCUUAUGUGGACAAUUUUGCUGCAUCUUUACUCUAUAUGCGGAGUGUUUUCGGUCGCCUUUUCUAAACACUAUCGAUAUGACAACUAGUUCUGUUUUGAAUCUCCUUGUACCCUUCUACAGGUGUUUGUUUUUGGUUAUCUUUCGUACUGAAAUCUCUUAUAAAAACGACUAAAUAUGUAUCCUAUAUGAAAACAUUCCUAUUUUUCACUAGAUCGUAAUUGUUCCACAGAGGCCUUAAAAUCGCCAAUGCAGAAGAAAAGCCGGGUUCAUUCAAUGGCUUUUUAACAAAAAUAAAUGAGAACAUGAGAAACGUUGUAAAGACUUUUUGACCACGUAAUAAGGAUCCUAAGGAUACUUAGGAGAUCAUAGCUUUAUAAUUAAAAAGCUAGGAUCCCUUCAGUAUCCUGAAUACGAAUUUUCGUCACCCUUUGAGAAAAAAUUGCUGCCUGCAGACUAUGCAGUCUUAACUGAAAGUUUUUUCCUAACUUCAAACAAAUCUAAAAUCCGGGAGGCAAUUUGGCGAGCAUGCAUCUGAUUUCGAAAAAUUCUUUUCAGGCCUGUACAUUUAUAUGACUAUUGAUGUAAUAAAUUAAAAGAUAGGGGCAAUUAGAUAAUUAAGCUGUAGGUCGGGUUUGAGGAGGGGAAGGGAGGGGGAGAGUGAAACACCCCAAGUCCAGUCAGCGCCAGGGAGAGUGUGGGUCCGAUCGAAGGUAAUUACAUGCGGGUUGCUAGCUUGGUGGCUUUGAAUUAUGGCAGCUGUGUGACCUGUAUGAAGUUCUUCUGUGCGCAUAGGACCGGUCGGCGCCUCUGCCGUAGCCAACAAGCGCUGCCCAAUUAGUUUUGGAUAGCUUGAUAGGACCUUGUAAAUUAUUCUGGAGGUCUCUCUGGCGUCUACACGCUGGUCUGUGUCUACCAUGUUUGCGAGUAUCGAGCUGCUGAUGUUCUUUACUUGACCCUUUCCUAACCACGCUGGAAGAUGUUCUUUUAUUCUUUUGGAUAAACGCCUGCUCGGGCGACCAAUCUUUUCUGCCCCGCAGGAGCAGGUGAAGAAGUAAAUACAUAUAAAGGUGGUCUGAGCUGGUAGUUUGUCCUUGCCCUCUCCGUAUAGGAUGGGACUGGUGGAGAACAGUACAAGGGUGUCAGCCGCUGGAAAAGUCUGUGAUACAGCCUGAGUUAGGUGUUUUCUUAAAAGUUCACUUGGUGCAUCCCCUUGAAAUAAGACCCCGAUGAAAAACCUUUUCUUUUCCGCCGUCAGUAUCGGGGCUUUUAUUGUCUUUCGGCCAUGUUCUUAGCAAUAAACCGAUCAGGAUACCCGUUCUAACGAAAUAGACUUUCAAUAAUCUUAAGCUCCUUCCCAACGCUAUCAGCUUAGCAGAUUCUUCUCAGUCUUUCUGUCAAACAGCGGACUAAAUUACAUUUAACGUUUAGAGGUACGCAACUCCCAAAACGAGUGUAUUGUCCGGCAUAUGUUUUAAUGAAAUCAAAGACGUCUGCUUGCAUUCACUUAAAGUUGGCUAUAAGGAAAUGUCUGCCUUUAUGACUGAUAUCUUUACAUGGUUGCUGUAUUUUUGCGGAGAGACCCAUCCGUUCUAUCUGACUUAAUACAAAGGAUAAUGACGCGAGUUACCUGUUUAACAAAAAACAAGAUAAAAGUAAAAACAUUAGUAAAAACCUGACACAAACUCCUACCUCAACUAAGGAAUCCGCAGAGAAAAUCAUAAAGUUUUCGCAAUGACAACCUGGACGUUUUGCUGUCUUAUGCCCGUUAGUUAACAACAGUACUGCACAAACUUUUCUUGUUAAACGAUUUUGCAUUACUGUCCAAGUAUGUCAUUUCAAGAGCACUGAUCAAUUACAAACAAAAUAAAUGUGUCAUAUUCUUUGCGGAAAUUGCGCUGAAACACAAGACGACUUUUGUUGGCGACGUCCAAUUCAUUUUAGAUAUGUUUCACGAAACGCACUUUCUUGUUUUAUUUUACCAAGUAGACUGUCCACUUUUGUUAAAAAGAUAUUUUUUCCGUCGUUUAGGUACGAUAAUCCACUCUGAAAGUUUUUGAAACUUUGUCUACCCACAGAACAUACUACCCAAUUUUGUUAUUGUUAUUAGGCAUAAAUCCUUCAGACAUUGCUACAACGCCACGAUCCCACGUGCAGUUUGCUUUACACCAUUGGCCUAUCUUCGAGAAGUCACUCCGUUUUAGUGCUUUGCGCGUCAGGGAUCUUUCACAUUAUCCGUAUGGUUGGAGGGGGGAAUGGAGUGUAUUUUACUUAAACAGGAAUGGCUUAGGACAUUUUCUGCAAUGCCGCUCCGUUAUGUGGUGCAGCCCAAGAAACUAUUCCUAUGAGACUUCAUUAGUAGUGCAUUGGCGUGCGGAGCGGCGCACAACUGAAGUUAACGAUUAAGGAUUCCCUGUCUAUCACAGAAACAAUCGCCAUUUAUACGUGCAAUAUAUUUUGUUAGCCAUGAACCGUUAUAUGACAUCUAUGAAUAAGCUUUAAAAUAAUGGACCUGCUUUAGCGGAAUUGAAAAUAACGCAGCAUGUCGGCUUCUGAUUUACGCUCGUUGACUCACCUUUGAUGACUGCACUCACAAGAAAGUCCUCAUUUGAAUUCUAUGCAUUUUGUCUGCAAUUUUUCUUGAUUAUCAUGAUACUCGUGAACUGGUUGAAUAAAAACGAAAAAGUUGGCAAUAUUCGAAGCCGACUUAAUAAGACUUAGUAUGUUGUCCUGAAUUUAGAUGACAGAAAUUAGUUCAUGGUGCAACUUUUCCUUUUCCAAUGCUGGCCUUCGUGAAGCCUUCAUAUAGUAAACCAGACCGUCGCAAGUAGUAAAUUGGUCGCAAACCCUAUCUGAUGUAGAUAAUUGAAUAUAUCACACUAUGACAGAUUAGCUUGAAAAUAACUGUCAUGUAAGUACUCGUUUCAUGUGCAUUUGAUCGACUCAAAUGAUUCAGGGACCCCUUAGCAAAAUGUAGCAUUCCAUGGUGUUCAUGUCCUUGUCGGUAAAGCUUGUCAACUUCUGAUUGAUUUUCUUCAUGUGAUCGCCUGCAGACCCUUUAUUUUAAAAUUGGGCCUGCUCGUAUUCCGUCCUGCGGUGAAGGUAGAUUUUUAUAUGCAGUUAUCAAGUGAUCGAAUAUUUCUGAUCUCAGCUGGCAUGCCAUGAUCCAUUAAUACAGUAGUAAGAGAUUUUCUCGAUGAUCAACUUACUGGACCGCAAACUUCUGUAGGGUCAGCCUUCGCGGUCCAGUUACCAAUGUCCGAUGACGGCAAAUGGGCAUAAAUAUUCGGCCCUGUGUUUUUUGUUGUAACAGUUCUCUAUAGUGCUGGAUAUGUGUGAAAAGUUCCAGGGAAAGCGUAUGCUUUGGGAAGAUGGGAUUUACUGACGCAAACAUGGAACCCCUAGCCACUUUACGUUUUCUACAAGAAAGCAUGCCUAUCGACCAUGAUCAGUUUUCAUAAUCUAACACCUUUGAUCUAGGCUUUGAUAACAAACUCUCUCAUCGUCCUUUACGACUUUAGGCAUCCAUCUAAUAUGGGAGUUAUUUAAGAAUCCCUUUCUGCUUCUUCCUAAAACGCAGACCUUCUCUUCUGACCCUUUUUGUUCUGCGUUGUUAAAUAAUGCAUAGCAUUGACAGCCAUAGUCAUGAUUAAGGACGCCAAAUUUGAUAUUUCGGGCCGAUGUUGUGCAUCUUAGAAACUAAUGUAUUUUCAAAAGAUAAGUAAAAGUAAUAAGACAAAAAUGAACAGGUUGAGGUGUGACUGGUUGUGGAGAACAAUUACUACAUAAAUAAGACGUUUCAAGACCCGUAGCUGCGGCCCUUUCUAAUCUGACAGCUAAGGGGGCCAAAUCAAGGCUAUCCUACUGCCGCUUUUGUUUUAUCUUACUGGAUAAAUCCGUUAUAUUACGUUUUUCUCUAUAAAUGUCGUUAUCUUGCUUCGGGAACUUGUACUUCUCCGUUCUCCGUUAGCAUAGAUCAAAAGAACCUAGCACGAAAGACAUAUCUGGUACAUCUUUAGUAUCCAAUCUAAGUACAGAAAGUUAUGUAGCCACAUCAGCUUUUAACCAACUGCACAUAUUACUCGGGUUUGUGAGGAAAACGAGUUUGGCACUCUUCACUUUGCCUUUUUUUCUGGCUUUGCUUCGGCGUAAAGCUACUGUGGUGCGUCUUCAAGGUAGCCUGGGCUGCUUGUUUGGUUAUUCCCCUUAUCAGAGGUUUUUUCAAUUUAUACGGCGGAAUAACCUACUUAGUGAGAGCAAAACCAUAAUUGGGAUUUUCCGAGCAUGCACCACGUGAGAACAGUCUUCAUGGACAAGAAUAAGGUGCUUUAGAAUGCCGUCGUCUAGGCAAUCGGGCAAGCAUUCUGCAACGAACAGUGGCCUCGGUGCAUUAACGGCAACAGCAUUUCGGAUGUAUGCCGCUUGUGAGGUGCUGUCUCAACGACCUCAGGCCUCACUGCCUGCGUGUGCAUAUGAUCCUUUUAGCGCAUUCCUGGCAGCAUGUUUCCACCAUUACAAUCGGCACCAUCACUCUGUGUCGCCUUUCGCGCAUUCUCGCCUCCAUCAUCAGAUCUCACACUCUCUCUCCCCCCUCCCUUCUCUCUCCCUCCCUCUCUUCUUCGCGCCAUUCUUUGGAAUAGGACUUUCGCCAGAAAUUUAUCGAUCCAGCGAUGUAGUGUAUGUCAGUCUGCUCGCAUAAUUUGCUCUCUCUCUCUCUCUCUUCCAGCCUGGCUCACACUUUGUCCUGCAUCGUUCUGCAUACGUGUAAGGACCUGUGCCGCACAUGAGUGCUUUCCUGUGCCACAGGGUGCACAAGGAUGCCGCGAGUGACAGAGAGAGAGAGAGAGAGAGAGAGCACAGGGCGCUGAAUUUGCCAUCUCAAUCUCCGAAUCUGCGACUGUAUUUGUGUUUGCGGUACUAUAUACAUAUGGGCGCUUAGACAACCCGAGAGUAGAAGAAGUACUCCUCUCCCUCUCUCUCUCUCCCUAUUGUGCACGCACGCACACAGACACAAACACACACGCGCGACCCGAGCACUGUGCCGUCUGCUACACCUGCCCACUUAACUUUCGUGCGUGCGUUCCCUUGGUGUACGCGUGGGUCGUGGCGUUAGGGCCGUGCUGCAUGAGUGCAACAAAGCAGAAGGAGAGAGAGAUCCGUGUUUCCUCUGUGGCUGCGUGUCUGCGUGGGCGUGCGUUAAUCACUUCACAAGCACAUGAAAAAGGGGGAAUGAGUGUAUGAAUCAAUCUCACUCUAUAUGGGAGUAAUGGUAUAUGCCCCCAACUGGCGACCUGCAGGGUACAAAAUGACUCUCGAUAGACAAGAGAGAUAGUUAGGCCUUCACAGCCAGAAAGUGUCUGUUAGGUUGAGCUGACCUCUGAAUGUAACGGUUUUUUUCCAACCGUGCCGUCACGCCGUUUUAGGUAGAUGGUCGUAAGAAGAAACGACGAAACUGAGCGACGAGGGACUGGGGCCUCACAACGCUGAGUCCUAACGAGACACUCGGAAGAUCCUCAUGACACCUAGGGAUUAACUGGCAAAAUCAGGCGAAAGGACGACGUGAUCGAGGCAUGAGGACGCGGUUGACAAGAAACUGUCAAGCCCUAUUUUUCGGCCUCGCCGUGGUUGUUACCUAAGUUAUUGCACGUGCAUAAAACGUUACAUAGCCAGAAAAUCAAAUGGGUUUUAGUUUUUUUUAAGUAAGCGAGAGCAUUUAAAUCAGGAGAGAGUUCAGUCGCAUCUCGAGCAUUCAUACGGAAAUCGUGCAAGAAGGCGACAGGUGACAUAAAAGCCUUUGCACACGAAGUCAGUUUUUGUAGUCUAAGUCACACCUGUGAAAGGUAGGAUGGUAAAGAAAGCACUGGAGUUUUUCCAGACUCCUUUGACGUUUUUCUUUACUCUUUCUCGUCAUGCAACAAUUAUUGCUGCCAGUUCCAUGUUCCGCUCUCUCUACUUUAAGCAGGAAACCUAAAACAGAUUGGACGGGGGAAAUAUUACACAUCUCGUAAUGCAUCACGUUGUCGAAGACAGGACAUUUCAGAAGCUGGAACUUUUUUUACAGUAGCAGACGUCGCCUCUGUAGUGCACAUCAAACAACCGUUGCUAGGAGCAAGUGUAGGGGCUUAUAAUGCCAGCUUCCGCAAAGGUAUUUUCAACGAAAAUGGAAAUAGUGCACGGGCGUAAGUAUGCUAGACGUCUUGGCACUGCGCUAAUCUACCUUGUAAUUCAGUAGCAAUCCUCAGCACAGAACCCCCAGAAACUUUUGUGAACGCUGAUCGUGAGAUGAAAUAUAACAGUGAAACUGGGAAGCCGAGCGAUGAAGACGAUGUUUGUCAUUUGGGGACAACCUGAAUGAUUGAAUUCUGGUGAGGUGUUUUAUAUUCGGACUGUCAUAUUGUUGAUGGUCAUGUCAUACCUGAUUUAAAUUAGGGAAAAGCUGGUUUUCCUAGGAGUAUAAUCGGAUUGCUUUAGAAGGUGCAUCGAGUCCCCUGUUCUUUGCUUUGACAAUGAAGAGCCGACCCAGCUCUUUGAAUCGUCAGCAGUUAAAUAAACCUGUUCCGGAGAGCCAAUUUCUUUCUUCUUAUAAUCUUCCCGGAUCUCUCAACUUUGCCAGUCUGAACAGAUUCCGUAUUUCAUGCUUUAAAGUCGCGUGAAUGACCUUCUAGCAAGUUUCUUGCAUGUUUUUCGCCAUAUCUCUACCUAAGUACUUCAAGGUGCGGGUUAGAGACUGCAAAAAUGGGUCCGAUUUCAUAAGAACAUCAUGAGGCAUCCCUGUUUCUUUUAACAUGCUUGUGCUGCACAACAGGGGUGAACUAGAAGGUCUCUCAAGAGACAAGUUUUGGAUCAUCGGCGUGAUAAUUUUGUAUGUAAAGCAGACACGGGCUAUAAAUGUUAGAUAGAUUGUGUGAUUUACCACACUGACACUGCAGGAACUAGCUAAAGUCCGAGACGAGUAUCUCGCGGACAUUCUGCCUCUGUGUGACAUAGCGACGAGCGGUCUGGUUCGUCCCCCAGCCUCCCUCGUGUGCUUCCUGGUAAAUACUCCAAUUUUUGCAGUUUGACUUCUUGAUCCCUCCAGAGAUUAAUGCAUCAGCUUCAACUAAAUUCUUUGCGAUUGGACCCGCUCGGAAAGUUGCUAUGAGUAUGCAGCGGCCGAGGACGUCAAGGGUAACACACACCCAAGUAACGAAGCACUGGAAAGAGAUCCUAGGUAACGUUGAUUUGAAUAGGGUCGUUAGCAAGUCACGAUACUCAUCCGUAAAUAAAGGAAGAAGGAACGUCAAUCGGACGAUAAGUUAUAAUCGACAGAGAUGGGAAUUGGAAAGGCGUAUAAUAAUAGCUAAUAGUACAAGCAGAAUGAGUUAAAACUGUGGGGUAACCUGUCUGGGUGGAGAGGCGAUAUCGACAUACCAACUAAUUAACCGGUGGGAAACGCAGCGCUGUGGGUAACUCCAGGGAAGGGCCGAGGGAAGUGCCGACGUAGAGAGGGGGAGAACGAUACGAGCGUCACGGUACGUUGCGGGAAAAGGGGUCGGCGGAAGUGAGAGGAAGGGACACCGGCCAUUUUCACCAGCACGCGGUUACGCCAUCUCCAUCCUAGGUCUGCGUGCCAAAAAGCGUUUCCUCAUGCAAACAACCCUAUCAAUGUCGUGAGGCGUUACAAAUACCUAAUCCGGCAUCCACCAGCUUCAGUGAGAUAACCGAGUAGUAUUCAUAAACUACCAACAAGGAGGCCAGUGAAAAACACGUGUUUCAUGAUUGAUAACACUGACAGCAUAGAUAGUAGUUAAGUUGCCCAGACAGGAUUUUUGCCGAUAGCCUGCUACUGCUGCUUCUGCGUGGCACAGCUGCGAGGGAUUCGACACCCCUCAGCGUUCCGCGACUCAUACUGGAACUUUCCACCUCAGUUCCUACUUCGAAGGCAUUUCAGGACGGUCCUUAUGAGCUAUUUCCCAUAGAAUUUCUAAAAGUUUCUUUUUUAUGGUUGAGGCACUUUCAUUUUGUUGUAUAGUGCCACUUAGGAACCGUUAGCUGUGGACUCCACACAAGACUUUCUAGUAAAUGAAAAAGGAGACAAACACAGUUCAUUAGCACUAAAUGUUUCCAGCUAUCUCUGGUAAAAUUGGUAAACACGUAAUGAGCGAUGAAAGAAAAUGCGAGUUUCAGGUCGGAAAGGCAAACUCUUCAGCGAAGAAAAGACAACAAAAGAGACAGUUUGACAAGGAAAUAGGUACCCUCUGUAUUACAGGUGGUAUCGCAUUAUUUUCCGUGGGUACCUAUUCCCUUUUCCCAGUCCUAAUCUUAGCCCUAAAGGCUCAGGCUUGCUAGUUUUGCUGCAUUGUUCCGGCAUUUUGAAAGCCCUCGAUUGAGGAAGUCUACUAGCUAGACAUUAUAUUUUUCUAUCAUCAAAGGGUUUAAACACGAGUAAGAAUUCGUGGCUAGCAUGUUGGUAUUCAAUGAAGAAAAGACCUUGACUACAUUAUUGUUUUUCAAUCGUAACUCACUUAUGAAUGCGCUGUUUUGGUCGGAAAUACCAAAUCAUUUACGACUCUUAGCAAAUGACGGAAGAGUUGUAUUGACAGUUGGACAAAUAGCUGGUUUGAUGCAAUAUUAUUGAAUAGUAUCUAGUUUUCAAGAUAUGCAUAUUAAAAUAAACGCAUUAUCAAUGAAAUAGAAUGAUUCCUUUCAUGUUUAGCAUCUAAACGCUUUGAGUCCUCCGAGAACCUUGUGGUCGAAUUAAAAAUUACUUUACGAUGGAUGGCGUGCAGCCGCGCCAUAAGCCUCUCAUAUCUUUAGUUAAUCUCAAAUGUCAACGCUCCACUUUGCAAAACUGCCGGUUAGAGAUUAUUAAAGUCUUUAAGCCUAUAAAGCUGCAUAUUUAUCAAACCAAGUUUAGAGAUAAUAUUGUGAUAACUAAUGUCUCGCAACACGAGCCUGCUAGAUCAAUAUUGUUGACGAGAAAGGGGAACAAAUCUUCUGCUGAUCUGCCCUUGAUAUUUACGCGACUAAAUAAUUUGCCUGAAAAUAUAUUUAUGCAAGAAAUAGUUUUUUAAAGAGAUUUUGAUGAGUAAACAUGUAAAUGGAAUUAUUUUUACUCGAUGAUGUCGUUGCAGUAAGCAGCUCACUUCAGAAUGGCCCGCUUGUAUUGACUAUAUUUUGUCCCAAAUUUCAAAAUCUACCGAUGAAAACGGGGUCAGCGGUACUCAAUAAGUUUCGCAAAUAUUAAUGUAAAAGUGCCAAAUCUACUGACAAGAUUUAAAUCACAGUUGUUCUGUUCUAUCGUAACUUGGAAGUCUGCACGUAGCCCAGGUAACUUACAUCUCCUUUAGACGAUUGAUUUGAAUUCAGUGGCGUCUUCUUAAUCCUAGUUUUAAAAAGCCUCUCAUGAAUGUAAGACUUGACUCGGUUUACGACGCGCAUGUGACGGUGGCUUUACUCGACUUCAGGAACGGUUUUUUAAUGUCGUCGCCGGUUGGUAUAAUUGAGGCGGGCUACUGGGACAUGGGGAGCGUGUAAAGACUGAUAGCUACUCAUCUUGAGUCCAGCUCCUCCUUCUCCAGCAAAAUACACCCGCGAACUUUCAGGACGAUCUAAUUGCCGCGGUCUGUAUGGCUGCCAACUGACGAGAUAAUUUGAUCUUACUAUGGGAUAGGGAGGAUUUUGCAAUGACCCUUUUGUAACGUAGUUGUUAUAGAAAUUUUUCCUACAUGAGAAAUCCGAGAACGCACCCUUAAAAAGAUAUCCACGCGACCCUGACCAAGAGCACGUGUAUGGUACGGGCCCUGCCCACAAGUGAACUCGUGUCCUUCUCUAGAGAUCCUGACCUUGAUGUGAGGACGGACAGUGAAGCGAGUGCUCUAAAAGUCCAACCUGCUACAAAAAGAUCGAUAUGUUGGGGAGAAGUGAUGUGCCUUGCAACUUUUGACGGUCUAUUUACUCUCUCCUACCACGAGUGCUCUUAGGUACUGUAAUUCGCAGAAAAACGAAUGGACGGAGCGGCCGUCCGUAUAUCUUCCGCAUGCUCUCAAAUGUUUGUCUACUUGUGAGCGGCAGUUUGGGAGUGUAUAUUUGAAGAUAUGUACCUCCUCACUGGUAUCAUAAUGUCAAGGUAACGUACAAACUAGUCGAUCUUUAGUGCAUCACUUAAAAAGUAUUGCAUAUGUAGAGCGCCCGUUAUGAAAGCAAACACGGGUGUCCCAACACAAAAGGCAGAGUCAGUUUGUAAUCGUAGGACUAUUUUGACCUCAGCAAGAACUAUUUGCAAUUGAGUGCGCAGUGGGAGUAGCCAGCCGCAGAUGCUGCCUUUAAACGAGAUCACCACACAGGAUAUAAAGGGGUUACAUUGGAAGAUUGAGGAACAUUCGACCGGGCGCACAGGCGAGUUUCAGCAAGCAGGUCAGAAGGAGAGGAUGCAAUCACUGGAUCACGUAAUCGCAUCAUCUUAUUCUGAGUAUUCGGUCACAUGAUGUGGUGUAUUUUACCGACUAGGGGCAGUUUGAGGGAAUUCUGAGGAAGAUCCUAUUAAACUAAAGGGGGAAUACCAAUUGUCCAUAGGUAGAGGGGGCGCUCAACGAUCGUUCUUACGGAACUUACUCGUUCUGUUGUGUCCUAUGGGCUCUCUCCCGAGCCCUACGUGCAGCCGCACAGCGGCGCAUGAUAUAGGCAGAAUGGUAUUACCGACAGUCUCCCUUGUCCUUGCCGGUAAUACAAUCCUGCCUAUAAACCGUCCAGCGUCAACCCUGUGGAAGGGUUAAGAUCCAGGUAUGUCGUAGGAAGCUGUGACCUGGUAUUCUGCCGUCGUCUGUGUUUUCUUAUUUAUACAACAGUAAACAUGAUGCGGGAACACAGCACACCACCGCCAAGCUAAAUGUGUGAUAAUCACACUGAAUGUCAAUUAGUUAAUUUAUUCACGUGGGCGUGUCUGGGGGGACAGAGUCGAGAAGAGGAGAUGCAGUAAGAGAUGAUGAACCUGACUGCACAACACUGGUUACCGCAACUGUUGAGUAGCGCGGAGUACGACUACCGUUCCGGAAAGUAGACCUCAGGCGCCAAGUCAGAUCCACCAAAUGGCCGGUAUCAAGCUAAUUCCUUGUGAGUGGACUUACUGGCACCCUGUUUAUGCACAGUGCAGUCUCCUUUGCAAAUUUGGCCCAGUACAAGUUUCAUGCGAGAAACGAACUUUUUGAAGACCGAUUGGACUUUAAAGGAUGUGGAACAGAGUCAGCACUCGUUUAGACCAUAAUUUCUAGAGUCCACAGGUGUCCGAACUUGAUAGGAUAAAAUUUAGUCGAUCAAGCAUGAAGAAGGAAUUAUAUGUGGACGUAAUGACUUUCAUUUCUCAGCACGCUCUUGUACAAAUUCCCGACUUUGCCAAAUUAUAGACUCCCAAACACAAAAUUAUGUGUUUACUAAGUCCAAGAACUGCUACUAACUACGGAAUUUGAUGGUCGUUUUAAUGAUUUUUACAUGUGCAGAUUACGAUCAACUUCGUGCAACGAUUGAGUCCUGAAAGAAGGUGUAUUUGCGGAAUAGUUGCCCGAACUUCUGAUCACUGGGGUAGUACCCCAGAUGAAUAGAAGACAAGCAGUGGAAUGUUUUUCUGUAUAUUUCUCGAACAACUCUGAAUGGUUUCCUUUUGAAAAUAAUUUUUCUAGUCCGUACAGAAACGCCAUCAACAGAUCUGACAACGUAAUUUUCAAGACUAAGUUCUGUCUGAGCGGUGACCUACCUUUUACUUGCACCUUGACACGGUGUGCUGCAUUGACAUGGAUGAAAAUCAACUAUCGCCCUGGGGCGGCGCCUAACGAAUCUGCUCACCCCAAUUCAGGUUGUCUCGGUCUGGCACUAGGCUACAGCUGACUACUAAUGAUAACUAAAUCCGGCAAUCCUUUCAGUACUUUUACUCCGCGCCCCUAUUCUUCCCAAUAGAAUAACGCUGUCGUUCAAAAAUUCCAGCAGUAAGGUUCAUGAAAAAAAAGUAAAAAGCACAGUUAACUUCAACCCUGAGUAUAUUUUAUGUUUUCAUACCUUUCUUGCAGUCUGGCUGCGUUUUGUCGUCUGGUUUUAAUUUAGCUUACUUAGUAAGUACGCGCUACCCAUUGUUUCCAGUCGAGGCACUGACUCCGACAAGAAGACCCAUCUCGUAAAGUCCCACGUAGAGUGAAUCAACUUUUCUAAAGGUCAAUAAGGUCAUACACUGGCUGACAUUCGACUUUUAGAUAGUUGUCAAGCAUAUUCGACCUGUAAUUUGACGUGACUAGUCAGAUAUCUGUUGCUUUUCCUCCGAUCGUUUGGCAUCUGGCAUAUGGUUAUCACAAUUUUCGAAAAGGUCGCCAUCUUAUCACAAACAGAGUGAUCAUUUAAAACCUACUCAGCUCCAAAUCGGUGCCGUAACCUGUGUGUGUUCGCAUAUCUGUAGUCAGACGUUGGUCGCUGCAGUGUUUUUAGGUGCAAUAAAAUAAUGUGGCGCGCCAUGUUAGAGAACGAAAUUCCAGAUCUCAUACUCAAUGGUUGGUAGGUGCAUUUAAGCUUUUAAGUUCGACAAAAGUUAACGUGAAGCCGGCGCAGUCUUUGGAACAGACUAUUGUAAAGUUUGCCAGAAAGGUGAUAUCAUAUUACCUGUGCAGAGAGUACAGUUAAGCCGCUUACGACUGGCUAAUAAUACGCGGAUGUCGCAGAAUCUGACGGACGCCGACACAGAUACUGAUGUCACCUAUCGCAAGGAAUUUGAGAACUUUUUUCCCUUGAAUUUUGAUCGUUAUUUAAAAGCAGGUUCAGAGGAAACAAAAAUCUUAGCACUGACAUAUCUGGGUGUUUACAUAUAGUAAAGCGCAUAAGAACGCUAGAAGGCAUACAAAUGAGCCAUGCCCUUUACAGGCGAGUGGUACGGCGAUAAAAGAUCCAAAAAGCAUGUAUUUAGGCUUUUAACUUUUGUCUUUGUCGAAUUACGGCAGGCCAUUCUGAAUAUAUAUUUUAAGAACGAAUUUUGGUAAUAUAAUAGAAAUGAUGGUAGAGGGACGCUCAUCGAUAGUCCUUACGAAACUCACUCGUUCCAUUGUGCCUUACAGGCUCUCUCUCGAGCCCAGCCAACAGCCGCACAGCAGUGCAUGAUAUAUAGGCAGAAUGCUAUUACCGACAAGGACAAGGGAGAGUGGAAUGGCUAUUUCUGGCUUAUUAGCCGUCGCCAGCCAGCCAUACCCAACCCCGAAGGGUGAAACACCUGGGGCUCGAACUCGCGACCUGUUUAGGAAUGGCCAUCCCAGUCUCCCUUGUGUUUGUCGGUAAUAACAUUCUGCCUAUAAUAUAAACGACCUUUCUUUUAAAUCGGCCAGUCAGUUUUUUCAGUCGCCAGUUGCAUAGGUCCAACACGGCAUAAAUUCGCAAAGUGAAGCUUCCUAGCACAGGUCACUACUAAUUCCUGCAGCCUCAGAAAAUGCAAAAAAAAUUACGACAAACUCAUAAAAAUUAGUUUUAAAAGUAAGCAGCUUUCGUACGAAACUCCUUACGAACUAUUCUCUCUUUCGCUCAGAUAUGCCAGUCGUCACUUGUGGCCUUUUCAUUAAGAAUUCUUUAGCUGGGAGGUGUGCGUUAUCGUGUUCCUCCCUCACCUAAAUCACGGUCGGCUUUCUUGAAAGCGAAUUGGUCUAUAAUAGUAGGACUUAAGUCGGAGUUGUGGUGACUAGUACAUACGUGCACAUACCUGCAUUGAUUCCCAGCGUUCUGACUGUUGACUUAUUGGAAAAGACCCGCGGCAUCGUCGCGGUCAUGAACAAGUCAUGCAAACAGGAUCAGUUUGGAUGGCCACAUCCUAACCACCGCCAUUUUAGCCAAAGCAUGGCUCGAGACAGCUGGCGGUCAUUGAUUUCUGAGGUGCCUUCUACUGAUCAAAGUUUGAUCGGUUUUUAUAUGGUCAGUGCACGAAAUGACUGAAGUAGUUCUAUCAUUCAUCGGAGAUACUAGUUUCGGGAGAGCAGCCGGGCUUGAAAUUAGCAGGACGAUGGUAUUAACAUAGGCGUUGUGCUGAUGCAGAGUCGAGACCUUCAGGACCCACAAAGAACAAAAAACUCACUCACAGACACACACGCAUCUGAGACAGAGGUUAGCAUUGUGGACUACAAGAGGCCACUGUUAUUAGCUUCAUCAGAUUGCAUUAGCGCAGAAGUAUGCUUGACUGUCCUUAAAACCGCAGCCUACUUCAGUCUAUGAGCGUUUUGCUGACGCGGCGGACGUAAGCUUAGGCACUCACGCCAGCAGAGAAACGCGUAUCACAACAGUUUUUCUCCACAAGAUUUACUGUUAUUUAAGCUGGCCACUUACAAGGAGCAUUGGCUUUGAGUCAGAGUUAAUUUGUCCCGACAGAUUUGAACAUUCUAAGUCACAACUUUUAGGGUACCGUGGCCGGCUUCUACUAGAACCUGGCCGAUAAGUGUCAUACUCCAUCAUGACGCCGACCAUUGAAACAAUCCUUGACUAAUUGAGGUCACGCAAUUGAGUUAUUACUUCGGGGCACAGCACAAGUUUUCACUCUAGAAGGAGAAGCAGUCGCACAAUUAUUGCGUGAGGAAGUGGCAAGUGCUCACCACCAUAAAAGUUUAACGAAGGAACACAGUCAUAUAAAGUGGUCAAGGAAACUUUAUUAGCGAAAUAGUGAACGCAUUUGCAUCUUUUCAGGAUAAACACACAUUGGCAUAUUGUAUUUUUUAUGGGUCAACAUAAGCAUUAAAUACCACGGCGACCUAUUUAAAAUUUUGAAGCCACACCGGAAUGCUGCAUCCAGUUCGUGUACCUUUAUCAGUUGACCAUUACGCAACUCAGCCCAAGAAGAUCUGAGAUUUGGAUCCGGUUUCAUUUGGUCGUCUGGUCAGACGCUCUACCACUUGAGCUGAUGCUCUGCAAGCUGUGGUUGAGAUUGUUGAAAGUCAUUUGGCCAUGACAUGCUCUGACCUCACGCCAGGCCAGCCUGGACAGCCUGGAACACGCCUCUCGGUCCUUCACGGUGACGAAAUGUUUCUUCCAUCUUAUGCAUUCCCUAUAGCACUCCUUCGACUUCAAGGUUCAUCGGUUUAACUUUGUUACGGUAGGCCUGAGGGCCGCGUGAAUGAAAGGCCUGAAUACAUACUGCGAUGACUUAACCGAUGAAACUGUCGUCGUAAGGCAAGAUAGGUUUGAUGGAAAUUGGCUUUUUCCUCCUUCAAGAAAAGACACAUUUUCUGUACGCCUCAGAUGCGCUUGGCACAGCAACUUAUAAGCCGACUCUCGUACUGACAAGAUACAGCCUCAGAGGCUGGUCUUCGUCACCUAUAAAGAGACAUUGACCUGGACAGGUUAAAGUGCAUACUCGUGCGUAAUCGUACAUUCCACUGACACCUCUUCACAACUACUGUGGCGAGAACUUGUUUAGACUUGUACGGGAAGGUCACUGUCACGAACAAAUAAAGUCGGUUGUGUUUCCACGCCAGAACGGUUUUCCGCGUUAUACCCUGUAGGCAUAGGAUUUAAACAUCAAGUUAAUUUGGGAUGAAAUAAAAUUAUUGCCCUUCCUCAAAUAUAUUCCUAGGGCUCUUCUAUUCGCAUGCAUGGUAGAUUAUCGGGUUGUUUGUCAAAGAAAGCGUUUACUAGCCGCUGUUUAUGCUCUUAAUGUAGGACUACAGUGAGCACGGGACAUAGUCGACGGUGUAGCUGCCACUGUGGUCAUAUUCCGGAUGCGCGGGUCCAAGUUGUCAACAUGAUAGUCAAGUCUAUCCAGAUGUCCCCAUGUGCAAAACCGUCUUGAAGUUCAUACCUUAAAGUCCAUCAUUUAUCCUCAGAGUAGAGAGGGAAGUAGAAGGCGCCUUAGAAGAAGAAAGCUUGAGUUUGUGAGAAUGAUUUCAUAAAAUCCUGUCGGAUGCAGGCAGGAAUAAUUUUAAAUAACGAAUUGUUGGCAUGCAUAAAUAGGCAUGGUGCCAGUGAUAUGGGAAAAUCAGUUAAGUGAAGCGUGACUUCAUAGACACACACGAAGCCAAACAUCUGAAUAUAUAAGAAUUUAUGGGGGAGCCAGAGACAAGGAAAUAUGAGUGAGGAAGGAGACUGGUCGAGCAAUAGAAUCAUUUCUUUAUUCGUCUGAGCUUUCGAAGUCGUACAGAAGUCCAUCUUCAGAUGUAAAAUCAGCAACGGAACGGGCGAUGGUUAUAAGGGGUGCUAACUAAUCAGUGAUUAGUGAUGCAGGUCUGGAGGUAACUGAACAGGGCCCUGUAUGUCGCGCCAGGUCGAUACAUCGAUCGACUAAAGUCCCAUCAGAGGCCUAUGCUUCACUGAAUUCCUGGUUCGUCUUUCUUAAGGCGUGGAUGGUCAUUUUGACGACCCACUCAACCGACGCGUUGGUCCUGCUCAGUUACCUCCAGACCUGCGUUGUUAAUCAUUGACUAGCUAGCAGCCCCAUAUAACUGUCGUCCGUUCUGUUGAUGCUACGGUCUCUAACGAUGGGCUCCGGCACGAGUUCGAAAGCUCGAAAUAAUAAGCAAAUCGUUCGGUGUUCGACCAGUCUUCCUCUUUUUUGCUCCUACAUGCGCGUGAAAUUCGAGCAGCCGUCUGCAUAAGGAAACAUUACUAUGUCGCACAACUUAGCCGCGCGUCCACAGUAUCCAAAUUGCAGAUUUACAAUGAAACACACGCCGGGUAACAAAACCUUCCUGACCAUGCGCGUUUUCUCUGUUUUCUAUGAUUUGCGCUGAGCAAGUGUUGCCUGCUUAAGCUAAGGAAAGUUCGUAAAGCAACUUCACUGCAACCAGCCUACAUACGACUGCUUGACUGUAACCAAUAACUAAAUUUGCAUUCGACUUAUUUUCGCACUGUACAAACUAGACUUUCACCUCUGCAUUUGUUUGUCAGUUCGCAUAAUGUUCCAUAAAAUACUUCAGGCCUGCCACCGUUGCAUACCGUGUAAACUAAGUGAUAUGGGCUGACUGCAGACCCUGCGAAGAAAGCCAGUGUGUUUCCAUCAAAAAUCAAAUCCAAAUCAAACAGAAGCUUCUGAGUUCGUUUUUAAAUUACCUUGCACAUUAAUCGCACUUAGUACCUCUGCCAUACCUCUGCAUGUUUCCACGUUGAUUAAAUGAUUUUGUAAUAUAUUAUAAAUGUCGAAGAACAUUAUAUAGAGUGUACAGCAUAGUUUAGACAACCUCCUAUUAAAAAUUAGCUUUACUGUUGCGUAAUUAACCACACUAGAGCAGAAAUCGUACGAUCAAAACAUACGGACAUUUCCAAACGAUAAUUGGUCAUCGGCACUACGCGAACCCCGUUUUUGGUUGAUACGAACUUACGAGCAAUGUUUCUGUCAAAAGAUUAGGGGAACAUUAGGCAAUAUGUGCAGCCUAAACGAAUUUGAGCGCCGGAAUUUUUUUCAGUUCCAAAUGAACUCCCCUCUCAUUGGUGGUCAAUGCGAAAGCAUGGAGAUUUAAGCAAAAGUUACCGCGAAAAGCGAUAUCAUCAACCUACUCACUUAAAACUAACCACUCAGAUGCUACCGGCAAGACUGCUUUGAUAUUUAAAUUGUCCGUGGCUGAGUAGAACUGUUUUCCUCAUAACGCAACCAAAACUGCAGUACCCUAUGGAACUCCGCAAUCCAGUCAAACUAAGCGAUAAGAUCAAACACAAUUUUCAAACCGUUUUAUGGUCUCUUUUGGAAACAGGAGAACAAACCAGCGAUUUCAUCUUAAUAACCUUGUAAUAGUAAUAAUAAACUAAUGGUUGAAUAUUGUACCCCGUGCAUUUUCUUCCGCUCCAAACGAAGUAUUAACUACGGGUAAAAUGCCCUUGUUUAGAUGAAAGUUUUCGGCGAAAUUGAAAUCUUUUGGAAUUACAUCUCAUUAUGAUUACUUUAUGUAUUGCAAUAGGACCUGGUGAUGUGAAAUGAUUGUAUGCCCUUGAAAACGUCGUUUGGAACUUAUUUUCAAAGGCGUAGAACUAGCUAUAAAUUAUAAAUUUCCAAACCACUCUUAAAUGCAAAAAAUCUCGUAGUAAAUUACUUGCAGACACUUCGCUAUGUGCGACGUCCUACAUGCUGAGAUACAUGUGGGAAGCUGAAACCUAACUAUUUGGAAUUCGAGGAAACUCGAGAAUUGGCAAAAUUUGCCUGGGCAUGUACUGAUUACAAAAUAACCACAGAUCCUCUUUAAGGUGCCUGGAUCCACAACAGCUAUCUCAGAAUUUUGCUUUUGUCUUAACGGCACUUGAGUGAGUCACAUGUGUCUGCUUCUGUUAAAGACUUGUGCGCGGAGAAGGCAGCACCGCGAGGUUUAUUGUAACCGAAUUUGAUGACUUCAGCAGAACGCACGUGAAGACAUAUAAUCUGCUGGAUAUCGAAACCUCAGCCUGAUAACUUGGCUUUUUUCUGAGUUCAGUUAAUUAAUCGGCGACUCCAUCAACAUGCAAGCAGAUGAGUAUUCUCUGCGAGAGGGACUUACAAUUUUUCAUACAAGCAGUCAUAUUGAACUCCGAGACCAGUUUCACUGCCAUGUAGUGCAGCUCUUAAGUGUGAGAAUUCACCUACUGAUUUAUAUUCCCGCACCGAUUGCUAGGUAAAGCCGACGAUGUCUUGUACCACUUGAAACAGACAAGUUAUACAAAAGUUGCUUCUUAUAUCCUAGAGAGGACAUUUCUUAGGAUGUUUUUUGAGACAUCUUAGUCUGUGUUACGAAAACAAAACCUCUGACUGCUUAGGUGCUACUCUCCAGUCAGAUAACUUGAGUGGCUGCAGUUUACUGACAUCCGGAAGUUUAAGGUGAGACCACAGCAGAAAAAUGUGGUUGUUUAAACCAUUCCGUCAGCUGAGACGAGAUAGGGAGGAAAGAAGGAAGAUACAUCGUCGUUAACUCUACCGAAAGCAUGCCAGCAGUUACACAUACAUAUGAGUAAUUCAUUGCAGUCUAGAACAGCUAUGAAGGUAUCUACACUGGAUGCCAAGGCAUAACAGGACGAGCAGGUUCCCUCACCUCCGCAUAGUUAAUAUUCCCGAUCGCAGCCUGCAGGAAAGCAAACCCGUGGCUCAAAUGGUGGAGCAUUGGACAUACUUACGCUCAACAGCCAAAAAAUCCGGGAUCGAAUUACAAGUCCCGCAAACCCGCGGUCGGACUGGGCUGGCGGCCAGUAAGUUAGAAACUGCCAUUCCAGACUCACUUGUCCUCGUCAGCACUUCCUUCUGCGCAUCGCACCUUCAAAAACUCAGAAGAAAAUCAUUAAGAAAAGGGGAACACAGACCGACGGUUAUCUUGCGCAGUUGGGAGACCUGAAGAGAGCUUUAUUGACUAUGACGACAACGUUAAAGCAUAAUUUCCUACAGCGGUAAAAUAGGUGGACAAGUGUUAGGCAAACCUGUCGCAAUACUGAUUACACUGCAUGGAUACCAGAAUAUUUCUAAGUCUUCCAACAGUGUAUUGUCAAAAUAGGUAUAUUUGCGGAAACAGUAGUUCUCAUUUCUCUGAGUAAUUUAUCAUAGAAAAUGGAAUGUAUAAUUACUUACAUUACGAGAGGCGCAGAGCAAUGUUUUGCUUGUAUGGGACGUACCAGUUUAUUUCACUGCGAUAUUAAAAGAAUCAUUUUGAAUACCAUACAUUGAAAGUGUGUAGGGUACCGCUGCGGAUGUUUUUGGGAAUCUUCGUGUAGCAAAAUAUCCCUGUGUCUAUUGACUCUGCGGAUAGCAUACCGACAGUUCGACCGUGGAUUCCGACAAUGUCCACCGUGUACUACGCAGAAAGGUGCAGCAGGCACGAUAACUUACGCAUGAAUUAGGUUAUAGUGAUAACUGGCUUGCGAAGCAUCUACCGCUCUCUCUCUUCCCCACUCCCCACCCGCACCCGAUGUCAAGACAGAGUCAAGAAGACCGAAGGCGGGGGAGGACCCAGGUGGCUGGCACGGCCAGACCCGCACCUAGGCAUGCCACCACACUCCCUUGUCAACAACACACACCUGACCAGGAUUUUUUGCCCAUUACAACAACAACACCCCAACAGGGGUCGAAGAACGUGGAUGAUGACUGAGCAGCCUUGCCCACCACCUGUAUGGCCAGCGAGAUGGCAAGCGCAUCUACCGGUAGGGAACCAGGUGUCAAGGAUUGCCAGCGCAUACGGGGCUGCGAGGGCCAUGAUUUGCUGAUACUGGCAUAGCACACGUUUUCAGACCUCUUGGCCUGCUGAAAACAUAACAGUUCGUACACGUACAUGCGAAUAUUUCGUGGCAGUGUAAAAACAGCUAUAAGGGCAACAGUGGGCACCAGGGCAGAAUGGAGCGUAACGUGAUCGAUAAACGCAUUUUUAAAGUAUCUGAUAUUCCCAAUGGCAGCUAAAAAGACAAUGGGCCAGUGGUUCAAUUGGUAGAUCGUUGGGCUUAAUGAAAAUUGAUUUCCAGGUGCACAAACAUGGAUUUGGAAAAAGGCGGCUAAUGGCGACUAAUAGACUGGAAGUGGCCAUUCCAGUCUCCCUAGUCUUUGUUGGUAAUGCUAUUCCGCAUUAAGUACUAGUCGCUGUUCAACUGUCCGCCAGGUUUCUACAUUGGACCCGUAGGCACGCAGGAAUGGAUACGUCCUGUUACCCGAAUGAUGAAUGCACUUCCAAAAUGAACAGUUUUGUAACCUCUGUACAUGAGUAUUCUUACGUAGCAGUAAAUUAAUCGUAUUCUUGUAUGUAAAGCAUUCUAAGCCUACCGUCACCUAGACGGACGACACACCUAUCCAAAAUCUAACGGUCUUGGAAGGCUGGAAGUUAACGUUUCAAAUAACGAAGACUUUGUGAAAGACUCCUCCAUGUGAAUGAUAAGAGUCGAUAUAAAACUAAUCAAAAAUAUCUGCCUCAAUUAUAGGGUCAGCGUACAAUUUUUGCCUGCUCGUGGGAUGUUCACUACUUUACCGGAAUAACAUUUUCAUGCUAAAGAUGGAAAUGAGCAUAAUGGGGAACCUGACAAAACUGAUGCGCAACGCGGCUUUUGCUGAAAUGUCGCCUUCUCCUAGGUACUUAUAUGCUCUUGUAUAAUGGUGUUUUUCUGGCCUCUGCACGUGUAUGCCAAUGCACUCUAAGUUUCAAAAAAUCGGACAACAGUUAUGCUGCAUGUCUCAGCAUCCGGUAUUACGCGCCCACCUUCCAUCAGAUGCACAAAACUGGGGUGUCUUUCUGAAGUAUUGAGUUGGUUGCAGUUAAGGGUUUCCACCUGGCUAUAGCAAAACUUCCCCUAUCCAAAUCCGCUGAGUGUAAUAUAUUUACAGAUCCCACGCUCAUGUUUCGUAAGUGGACUCAAGACCACAUCUCUCAUAUGUAGAUAGUUAUUCAGUUUUCUGACACUGAAGUACAGCUGACAAGGGAGAGUUAUAUCAACAAUCUGCACCAAAAUACUAGUCUCUACGAAUUUUUAAUGGUAGUUAGCGUACAUAUUUCUGUCCAUUUUCAAAAGUUGACUUGACGAUCUGAAGUUGGCAUGUGGGGUGCUGGCUGAAUAAACACUUGAAUUUCCUCAAAGACGUUUAUGAAACUUGCGGAAGUAUGCCACCGAUUAGUUCAUGUUCCAGACGUACUCUGAAAGAAGUGACUUGUACGUACUCGUGACGAUGACACUUUAUGUAGAUCUAGUUUAACGGUUUAAUCGUUCCUCCUUUGUCUACGUCUUCAAACGUUGUGGCACUAUCUGAGUGCCGAAGCGUUGUGAGACGGUGAUGGAAGGCGACUAGUCUCAUGAAUGGAAACAUCUCAGAAAAGUGUCUCUUUCGGUUGCUUGUCCACUUUGUUUCGUAGCCGAAAUCCAAAAUAGAUAAAACGCUUUUCUUUCGGGUGAAAGCCUUUAUUCCCUGUAGCCAGCACACUUUAUGAAUUUAGACAUUGCAUUUUUUGUGGAGUUCGAAUUCUCACAGCUGUGUUGCAAUGUGUGAUCUCAAGUCUUCGAAUGGUCCCGUGUCCUUUUUUUAUAAUUUUCAACCGAAAGUAAACUGAGUUUUGGUCAGAUGCCAUCGCAUUCUUGUAAAAGGGUUUCCACAGCAUAGGAGGCUUCCACAAAAUUAAAGGAUACUUUUGCAUUUUGGCAUAGGCUUUAUCAACACAAGGAGGUCUGGCGAAUAUAAAGACUUAGGGAUUGAGAACGAGAUUUUAACCCGGUAAAAAGAGUUUUAUCGUCUGGGAUUUUGAGAUUUCUCGCAGCAUAGACAUUACCUGAAAAUAGCUCGAGCAUGCAGAACUUUGCCCAACGGCAACGCUUACCUAACUGAAAUAAAGAGAAAAGUAGUUUUUCUUCCUUGCCGGCAAACAACUUUUACUUCCCCAAAUUUCACCAAUUCUGACAAAUUUAGUUCGGGCCUAUGGCGAACAUGUCAAGGGAAAAUGAAAGUCCGCUUAUAAUGCAAGCCUUUUAAAAUAAGUAUUUUGCUACCUAGUUACCUACUGGUAGACUUACUUUUUGCUACCAACAAUUGAUAGUAGCUACAGAGCCAGUCCUGUCAUUAUAUGAGACAAAAAUACCCACAUUUAACAAUAUUGCGUGUGCCAAUCCAUUGUCAAUCAGUGCACAAUUAAAAUCUCAUCCAUAACAUAGAAAUCAGAUGUAAAUAAAAUUCAUAAAGACUUGCAGAUUAUGGUUAAACGAAUCAAGGUUAAUCAAAUGUACGAAGCGAAGAAUUCCCAAACGAAUGUAUUUGCGAUCGGGCAUUUGCGUUUUAUUAAUUAUUUUUGAUAUCACUUUGUAAGCGAUAAACCCAUUAGUUGGGCACAGUAAGUAGGCUAUCCGGAAAACGAAGAUAGAAGUAUCCCAACAGUUACAGACUAGUUAACGGGAACAAUGUCGUCAGCAGAUAAAAAUACACGUGCUAGUUCUUUGUCUCAUUCAGCGUUGUGCCAGGUCAUUUAACAAGCGUUUUAUAACUGAUUGAAACAAAACGGACUUAAAUGUCACUAAAACUUCAAACAUUAUUUGAAAACAUAACAAUUACUUCCUUUGUCUUUUGACGGCAAGCUAUGUGUAAAUAUGGCAUCUGUUUAGUCGAAUUUCCAGAAAAUAUGCAGGUAAUUAAUAAAUAUGCCUCGCAAAUAAAGUAGUGCACUGUCAUUAGGAUUCUGAUGAAAGCCUUUACGCAAAUAAUAUGCUAAUUUUUACCUUUUGAUUCAGUGAAGCGUCUCCUCGAAGAAAAUGUUAAUCCCGAUGUACAGAAUGAGGACGGACUAACUGCUCUUCACCAGGUUAGUUUCAACUCUUACCAAUGCGGCCUUCAUGACUGUUCAAUUUUACAAUGAGAGAACAAUGUCUUGUUAAGUACCUCAGUUGACACCACUGCAGUACAACAUGAAAUAGGACAGGUAGAACGGGGUAUCAUAUAGUUUCUCCCUUCCACCUCUUCUAACCUCGGUCUUCUAUGAACGAAAUAUCGUGGGCAUCACAGCACUGAUUUCAGCCUGUGACCGGUGCUCUUAACCAUGUGUGUUGAUUUCUGUGCAGUUUGAACAAAACUCGUUAGCACUUUUUGGUCUACAGCUGGAGUGGAUGCUGUUUGCAUGUUGUAACUUCCUCUUGCUCACUCGGAUUUUCUGCACACAGCAGGCAACAUAAAGGGAACUGCAGUUUCAAAGAAAGAACUUAGUGCAUGUCAGGUUGGAGGGCAAAUUUCCAGCAGAUGGAGGACACGUUUUGACUCUGCACACUAAGCCCUGUAGCUCUGAAGGCAGCAGCAGUGAACAUCGGUUCGACAUAUUUUGUCACCGAAUAGGUGUGUCUGUUGGUUAAAUUACUAUAGCGGUAGCAUUGUAUCAUGCAGUUAAUAAGGAAAAUAAAAACUUCAGAUGCUACAAGGCAUUCCUCCUUCAGGAGACUUCUGCAAACUGGGCACGUAUUAUCUAGCCAGCUAGAACAGGCAUCCUACCAUGAAUCAAAGGUGGUAAACUUGGAAAAAACGCUCGACAGCCCAUAAUCGCAAGUGGUUUUCACUUUUGGGUCGCCUCAAAAUUGUCAGGAGAAAGCCCUGGCGCUUAAACAAAAGAUUCUCUCAACCCAUUCGCGUAUUUUUAACAGACGGAUUCGUCCUCAAAGCAUAUAUUUCCUAUACUUCAUAAUUCAAUGAGAAACAAAGUCGAGCAGAAAUUAAGUAACCCAAAAGGUCAUGUGGCCCCCAAGGCAUAGAAAUAACACUUUCGUUUUAGGUUUACGUUUCGUGGCAUGUCUAAAAUCGGUCAGAUGUUUGAUACCUGACUGUUUAAGGAAGCGGCAAAAAAUUGCCCACUUGAAUGGACGACUUCUUGGACAAUAGCUCCGAGAAAUAUCGAUGCGUCACAUUUUUAAUUUUAUAUACAAUAUGUCUAAUUACUGUAAAGUACAGCUGGACUCUGGUUCUGGUCAAAAUAAUUAAGAUGCGUUCACAGCAAAAAUAACAUUCAAGAAAUGGUCUUUUAAUAUGAAAGCAUACUUUUUGAGUAAGUUGAUGAAUAUUCCAAAAAAAGUAUGAGGCUAAAGGUAAUCCUAUGACUUUCAUAAAGUCCAGCUUGGAGUAUGAAAAGUUAAUCAUGAAAGUGGGCCUAAACCUAUCACACGAAUUCUACGAUUAUGUGAAGAAUGUAUUCGAUAGAAACUGGAGAAGAGUGAUGAUACAACUGCGUAGCUUCACCACGUUGGCUAAAUUAGGCGACAUUCAGAAGAAUAUGGAAGGUUAAUAAAAUGGGAUUUUUGUAUUAAACUGAUUCCAGCUUACGCUUCAUGGGACAGCUUUUAGGCAAUAAUUCUAAAAAAUAUCCUUGGCAUUUGUCUUAUGUUUGAUUAUCAUCAGCAGCAUGUUUGAUAGUGGAGCAGUAUUUCGACGAUCGGGGUUCUACGCUAUUAAUGUUUAGGAGUUAAAGGAAUGGUAUUGAGUCGUUAUACAUACCGUUGACCCCGCUCUUGGCAAACAGGCCGGAGAGAAGAUUUAUCCGCAAAUCAUUUAACAAUACAAACCGGAGGCCUUCACGCAAAACAGUUUUAAAGGCAGCAGAUAAAUCUGGAGCUGCGUGCAAGGAUGAAAAUGGCGUUAUGUAGGUCACUGAGAGCAGCUAUUACUGAGCAAUAUCACCUAAGUUUUGUUCUCCUAUGUAUAUGCAGAGUAAAGUAUAUCAGGAGGAGAGUUGGGAAGUGGGACUAUAAUUUAUAGGACAAUUCGUUCCCAGGAUUCAUGGCAACUACAAAGAAUGGGCAAAACUCAGUAAAUAUUUUCCAGCUAGAAUUAACUAUAACAGUAAACAAAACCCUCAACCUCUGAGAAACGGUAAAUUGAUAAUAUAACGGCCAAUGGUUGGAGGGAAAGUAAAAGGAAACUUGAUGAAUUGGAUAGAUAUGCCGUCACUCUGAGUGACAGCUGAACCACAGGCAUUUUAAGUAAGUGCUGAAAAUUCUGGAUCCUGAUGCAGGACAGAAGGCAGUUGGUUCCGACUACCGGUCCUUUGAGGAGGCCUAAGGUUUAUUUGAAGGAACGGAAAUAAAUACCCCGUUCGGCAUGUGGGGUUCCCAUUCUCAUAUCUCAAAUAUAACCCGAACUCUUACUUCUCUUGACAUUUUGACGCAAACCCAACUGUAAUACUGGGAGUACCAAAUCCCAUGCCCUGCUAAAAUGAUGAUAUGUUUGAUGACAACCUUUAAGUCAAUAACGCCUCGCAUAAACUAGGUUUGUUAAUAACUCAGGCGUUUGGGCUUUUUGCCUAACUCAGCAAAUGAGGGACUUGGUGGACAAAAGAAAGCAGUGACAAAAGCAAGAAGACGAAGAACAACAGAAGACUGCCUAAAAUGGACACUCAAUUAUUUGAAUUCAGUUGCAAUUAAACAAGACUCAUUCAGCUUCUCACGCAGGUGGAAAUUCAUUCGAGUCUAACAAAGUGAAUUUUUCGGGAACAAUUGGAUCAGUGAAAAUCAAAGUUGCAAUUUAAUUAGACAACGAGCAUGUAUACGACGGGCAGUUUAAGAGAAUAAGAGUUCGUUCAAGCGAAUUGUUCUGAAGAAAGUUAACAUUUUGGAGCGGUCCAUUUCGAGCCUGCGUCUACACUUUAUUUUCCUAAAAUUUUCACUACCUUGGUUGUUGAAAUGGAAGUUACUCGCAUAAACACCCAUUUAUUUUAGUCUGAUGUUUUCGGGAUGUUGAAGGGAAAUAAAUACAUUCAAAGAGACGAUCCUUUGAUAUAUGCAACGCUUCCGAUUAAUGGGUCGUAGAAAGCAAAACCUAUACCAGAAUACAAUUUUAAAAAUGUCGAAUAUAAACAGCAACCUGCUGUACACAAUCGUUUUAAAAAUUAUGAUAACCGGUGUAACGCCAUGUUGGGAAGUUAAAUUUGGAAGCGGACGUGAAAUGCAGGUGAUGCAAUACCUCUUUUGAUAAAUGUCAUCCACAUGUUACUGGAAUCGUUUAACUGUAUAGUUUUUGCUACUUUAAAGUACACCAAGCGCAUUCUGCAGUUAAUGGCAGAUAUACACGAGCUACAUUUGCUAAAUUAAGAGCGAUGAUAGAACGGAUUUAGGUUCGUUGGAUAACUUUCAGCAGGGUACGCGUUAGCGGUCUUCUACCUGAAAUUUGGCCGGCAGUCAACAAAUGUGGGAUAUAUGCUUUAACUGUCUUAGUUUAACUAAAAGAACGAAAUUCCACUGAAUGUCCGCAAAUAUCUUUUAACGGACAAUGAGAAGUUAUCUGUUCUGGAAAUACUGUAUUCAGAUAACACCAAAAGAUGCGCAUGUCGAGCACUAAUCUAUGUAGUCGCGUAUGCAAAGUGAAAUUAGAUAAAAACGAACGCUUCUUGGCCUCAUGAACGAAGUAAUACUGUCGGCAAAUGUCGCACCUUUCAUACCGGCAAGACUCGAAAGCGGCGCCCUGUCAGGGCCGACCACGUCUGAUUUAUUUUGAGAUUUCACGCGUUGCAGGGACCCAGGCACUGUGAGCGCAAAACAAAUAGUUGCUAAAUGGAAUCAUCGGUUCUAGGCAUGAUUCAACUCCUUGGCGCCUGGUAGCCACGAAGAAGAACAAAAUUCUUUAAAUAACGUGCCUGUUAGAUUUAUGUUUCGCCGCGGUACGUUAUAUUUAUAGCAUAAUGCUAGGCAGACUUUUUAUUUAAAUUGAGCUUCUAUUUAUCUUGGAUUUUAGCAGUAUCUAUGGGUACUGCCUCAGGUUACAUGUACUAACAGUAUGUCAUGCUGAAUGCAAACAACCUCACUAAAGUUUGAGGUUUCUAGUAGAUGAAUGGUGAAUGUUUCAUUCAAAAAGAAUUCGUAAAGUAUUACCAACAAAAGUAGGAAGAAUAUAGUCAUUCUUUCUUUGCUUUAUUGUAACGUAGAACAGUCUGAACUUUGAGCAUCAAAUAAGUGUACCAAGGACUUUAAAACUUGAUCCAUGCUAUCUAUUUAUUCUUUGUUUAGAGUGGACAACAUACAAAUAAGAUGGGCCUAAGUUUCAGCGAUAAGUCUAGUUGGUAAUGAAUUAUUGCUGACAGGGUCAAGAAGAUCAAAAUAUCAAUUUUAGACAUUUUCUGUUGAUGGCUAAUUUAACGUAGAUCAGGUACGAAGAGAGUCAACUUUUUAACAUGUGGCUCGCUGGCCAUUAAUGUCAACGAUCCAAUUGUUGAAUCACGAACUCAUGCUGUGUCAAUUACGACCUAAAAUUUCCAAUCACGUAUGAGGGCGUUGAUCGAUAUGGCGUGCCUGUCUGCAUUCUUUCCGACUGUUGCAUGCAUACUGCAUAUUUUUUCUCAAUGGGAGAAAACUCCACACUUUACUCGUAGACAUAGAACGCAGUUAGGAUCCCCGUGUCUGUAUAAUAAGUUAUUGGUAUUUUCGACAGAAACGUGAAGCACUUAAACUGGAUUGGUCUAAUAACUGAAGGAGAAAUAAAAGCGAAGAAUGAGAUAGUGAACUGUACUAAUGAUUGGAAGGGGACUGAUCGAGCGUCGAACCUACUUCUUCAUUAUUUUCGAACUUUCGGAUUCCGGCAAUUGCUUUUUUUUCUAAAAGCCGGGAAACAAGAGAAACUGACAUUGGUUCGAUAACUGUAAGUUCAGAUUUACUUAAAUUCUUCUUGUGCUCAGAUAAAUCUCGCUAAUAUCACUGUUUCUGUGGAAGGGGCUAAAAGAAUUGGAAGAAGAGACCGGAUCACAGCAGGAAGUUGGGUUAUGUACCUGUUGGAGAACCGUGCGGGUACUGGUAUUGUUAUCCUGAGUAUGCACAAACAUCUCUAUCAAGUACCAGUCUUUUCGAGUUCUACGCAUUUCAGUCUAACACUCCAAAAGAAACCCAAAAUCGUCAACGAAAACCAAAAAAUAAAUUUUAGAUUUCGAUGGUCAAACGAGGUAGGUUCUCAGUAUGGUCAGUCAAUGAACAUUCUCAUAGUUGUCGUAGUUAAAGUGUGAGGACACGAUCGCUGGAAUCCGAACUUUAUUCGCUGGAGUAAUAAACUAAUUUUACACGCCGUGUUCAGUACCAGCAACAGACGAUGGUACCUGACGCACACUAAGUGCAAUACUGUCUGAGUAUGUCUGCUGAGCAACUAGGCGCCAUUAAAAAUUAGCUACUGUUACAUUCAUCGCAGGUGAACGUACUUUGUGCGGUGGUUGUUUGGUUAACCGCAUCGAAGUCACUAAUGGUCGCGAUUUCAUUAGCGACAUGUCUGAUUAACGUAACAAUUACCGCACGAUCUGACCUGAUGGCGCAGCCGAUAGAGGUAAAGGUCUUUCCGGUGAGUGUUCCCGGGUGAUUACUUACUGAGUGAAGACGAAGUCUUAGAGCGGAAUGAGGAAAUGAAGAUGGUUGCGAUUGUUCAUGGACUGUGCAGCAGACGGCCGGACUUAUGAAGAUUUCUACUCACUGGGUUGUCGAAAGUGAGUUUGACCGGAUCCCACUUAGUAAGUCGCGACUUCAGAGUUAGUCUACUUUCUCCUCGCUGGUGGUGCAUGGCCGGCCAAUUUCGUUUUGAACACUCCUCCAUCUUCUCCGAAGUGCUUUAUUUAUACACUAUUACACCAACCCCGGCAAAAAAUUCAGAAUCGUCUUACUACCGUAACAGGUCUUUCAACAUCAUCCAUUGAUACCUGAUGGUUUUUCUCAUUCAGUUUGCACCGUCAAAUACGGAUAGAUUGAGAAGGCGACUGUUAACGUCGGAAAUGUUCCACUGUAAGGGAGUGCUUGUCAAAACGUGGCGUACAGAUUGAGCUUUUGUUUCAUUUUUGUCUGCAUUGAUUGUUAGAGUUGCGUGAAUAACUACUCACCCUGAACACCAAUGGAAGGUAUUAUUAGUCAGCAACGUCGUCUCCCCAGUACACCGACUUAGCGUCUUCAAGUGCCUCCAAUUGUAACUGAUUGGGUGUUUGAUGUUGAAGUUCAGCACAGGGUCGUAUAUUUUAUUUCAUGUAAAGCUUUAGUAUUUAGGCCAUUGAAAUCUCUGCAACAGACGAGGACAUCAGGGUCAGUUUAUAGUUGUCAUUUUCUUCUAUCGUCAAUUCUAUGUCUGAAAGGGUGCAUUCGAAGAUUACUUAAAUGCUGGCAUCUGGUCCCGUUGGACGAUGAGGGCAUUAUCUAAAUAACGAACCAAAGGUUUCAGUCUGUGGUUCUGGGAGAUAAUUGGUUUCAACUACUGGAAGACUGCAUUGGCUCUGAUUUGAGGAAGGAGCAAAAAGACUGGCUAAUUCUUCGCCCAUUUGUGGAUUUCCCAGUCAAAAGUGAAGCAUGUUUUGAAAGAAACUCAGGAGUUUGAGGAUCCUGAUUAUCCACUUCGUCCCCUUUGCUUCUCAGCAAUGAUUCGAUUAUCUCAACUUUAAGACCUUAAGGAGUAGAGUAAAGAAGGUACGUCACAGCCAAAAAAACCGUAAGCUCUCUCGGCAAGAAAACUAUCAUUUAACGUUUAUCUAGGGGUUUGUCAUCAAACUGUCCGGCGUGUCUGCACCCGCAGACAGAUCUAUGUCAGUCAUUAAGGUUGGGCGUCCGCGAUUGUAGGGGAAACCGAGUGGAAGCGACUUGAUUUUAAUGUUUGAGACGGUACUAGAGUCGGACUAUGGCCAUUUCUUUGGUUUUUAUCAUUCAUAUUUUGAUGAUGAGUGUUGAAUCCGAGCUCUCCAUUGCCAACAAAAUCGCAAAUAUUUCCCAUUUUCCCAUGGGACAGAGAAAUUGCCAUCCUCCAGUAAACUCUUGGAAUUCGUAAUUUGGUGCAACCUGUCUGGUGACCCUGCGUUCCCUCAGUCUACUGUCUGUGUGCUCCCCUACAGCGGGCCACAUUAGAGGCGCCGGACUAAAACCAGGAGCCAGAUCGCACCACGGCGCGCGUUGAAUAGGUUGCGCAAUGCCCACCAAUCCCACAGCAAAUGCCACCUUUGGAAGUGUAGUGGGACGCGUAGACGCAGGAUUUUCGUCGCCCCAGCGAGUCACCCCCUAAUUCCAACGUCAGGUGGCUGACUGGCUUGGACAGUGUACCGGUGCGUGAGAGAGGUAAGAGAAAAAUUGAGCGAGAGAGAGACUGCAGCAUUGGUUCUGAGGGCUCCACCCCGAUGGCACCUCAGCGCAUUUCUCACUAUAAAAACGUCUGGAGAACUUCAAAAUGAUCAGGAAGCACCAGGAGUCGUGGCGUAGAAGACUGCCAACCGAGUGGAAACCUCGGUACUCUCAGAACGUAGAGUCAGGCCGUAACGGUUCCUUCUGGAUGUGGCCUCUAUUGUGCUCAAACUCAAAUGGGAACCAAACCACCCCAUGCUUCUCCAAUGGCUUGGCCUUUUGCGUGUGAAUCGCUUUUUCGGACACUGAGGGCGAUUCCGACCUCGGUCGUAGAUGAAGAAGAGGAGUGUGUAACAGAUGCUGCGCUAGUCUGUUGUCGCUAUAAACCAAUUCACGCUCUAGUCAGCGUCCUACCUCCGCCGUGCUGUGAAACACACGGUGGGCAGCGUUGUUGUUGACAGCCUAACUGACGUAUCGUCAUAGACUCACAGAAAUAUUUUCCCUGGUCUGAGAGAAAUCGAGUCUGUCAUUUUCAAAUGCGUCGUGGAAGACACAUUGCGCACUGACGACCACUACACGUUCAUGUGUACAGAUUUUUGUGUGGUUUAUAACAGGGGUUUAGACCUGAGUAUAAUAGAUGUGCUAUUGUUGUUUGAGUAAAUAAAUAAUUUCUGAAGAAAGUCGUUCAAAGAUUAAAGUGCCACUUUGCCUGCAAAUGAAUACCAUAGGAGGAAACUUUUGGCUUUAUGCAAUUUUGUGACUAUGUUCUUUAGGAUAGAGUUUCAGUCCCAUCCUUCUGAUUCCGCACUUAUAUUCAUCAUUGGUCUGAUUACGGCGAAACCGCAGAACAAGUAAGUGCAAUUUGAGUUCAAGGAUGGGACUAAUAGUGUUGGAGUGUUUCGGUUCCUGACAGUGGUUGAUGCUAAAUGUUGAUGCGAUCAUUUGUCAUAAACACGUUAAAAUAGAUUUGGAAGCAAUUUAGGCGGCUAUACAGACGGUGGAGAGAAAGGGAAUCAAAAACUUUCCUGCCAAAAACAUUAUUUACGUGACCGACGAUAAUUCCAAAACCAGUCAUUUAUGUUCUCCGGAAUGGUUUGCCUGGGUCUUCAUUCGUUAGAUGUUAUUCCCUCGGUACAGAGUAAUAAGAGUAAUUUUGUAACUGUUUUUGGAGCUUGAGAUGAUUAUCGCCUAAUAGAUCCUUUUCAGUACACAUACUGGGCACGAAUCUGAUUUCUGUCCGGUAAUUCCAACGUUAUAAGCCUAGUUUACCAGGUGAGGCUUGUUUCUGGGAUGCGCGUGGCCAAUUAUGGAAACGGCAUUAUCUAUAGUUUGAAAUUUCAUAACACUUCAUAGCACAGGCAACUGGAAACUACAAUGGUAUUCGGUCUAUUCAUUUCACAUCACACGCGCUGAUUGGUGUGGGAUUAUCAAAGGUGGUUUUAAGCAUGUGACAGCUUGAGGUAAAGUCUAUUUAGGGACAGAGAGCUACCUCCUUUCAAAUUGACUGUUUUUAAAUGUUAACACUUAAAACGUCUUGUGUACAUUUGCAGAAUGGCCGAGAACUUUCAGAACUGUACUAAGGUUUUCAGAUAAAAAAAUACUGACGAGCAUAUCUAAGUAUAUUUUCCUAUAUAGGCAACCAUAUUUAAUUAAGACGGCAACACGUCCAAAAGUGGAGCACCAUUUAAAAUUUUCCACCCUAUGAUAACUUGCAGGGUUUCUCUAGUGACAAUCAGAUUCAGAAAACAUAUUGUUUAAGCGAAAGAGUACGCAUCGAAAGCCAGAACAUCUUAGCUGAAGUAGCUAGAUAUAUCUUCCGAAAAAAAUCUUUUUAAAUUGAAACUCCAACACUAUUUGAAAUAGAGCCCAUUCCAAUGUUAAUUCAGUUAACUCACAUUUUGAAAAGGCCGCAUUACUAUUAUCUAUGCUCCUCGUCAUCUUGUACGCUUAUGUACGUUCGAUCACAUUUCUCCAAAUUUAAGAGCAUGCCGAUUAACCUAUAUUUUCAAAGACAACCCUUGUUUUCUUUCGUUCUUAAGUCUAGGAAAUGAUGCUUAUAGAAAAUUCGUAUAUUUCUUAGUGUCUCCACAAACAGAUCUCUCCGUUUUAAUAUAGGUAUGGCUUAUAUUUUGUAACUUCUAAGCAGUAUUAAAAACCAUAUAUAUCAAACCACACACUUAAUUAUGCAAACAUUUUCGAACUCCAUGUGUUUAAAAAAACUAAACGUACACAUUCUAGUCAAAAAGCGAUUUCUUACAAACGGCCUACAAAGAUGAGUAAUUUAUGCAUCUGUGCAAACACUACUUAACUUAGGUAUUCGCCGAAAGUCGUUUGAAAGGCGAUAUAAUAGGUAAAUGGUGUCUUUCGUGUCGUGUACGCGGACAGCAGAAAAGACUUUCAGACAUAAAACAACAGUCAGGUAAGACAGUAGUCUUGCUUUAAAGUUCUUUUCCGCUGACUUCAAUGUCUUAAAAUCAAAGCCGAGGUUUCGUGGGUUUUAAUGCGAGGUGGACGCUGUUUACUGCAUUUAUUUUGGCUUCUCUAAAACUACUGCAAAAUUUCAGUUGAGUUGACGGUUAGUUCGAAUGCCUUAAUCAGGGGAGGGGAUGUUUACAUCUUCAAAGAAAUGCUCUGAGACUGCUUGAACUGUCAGACUCGAAGUCGGGCUAUUGCCAAAUUCUCAAAUUUGUUAAUUAUGUCCUCAGGCUAUAUCGCCUGGCAAACGUUUGUGCGCCAAUCUUUUGUACUGUUUGAAGUCACUGCUCCGAGGCGGAGUGGAGUAUAAAUCUUUUUCAGACUGCAUAUGCACUAUGCAGAUUUGCCGCCAUAUACUAAGUGAAAGCGCAGGUUCUGAUUCAUCCAAUCGAUUAAUGUUGAAUAUCCAAAAACUAAGUUACAAACGGACGCAUUGUCAUAUAUUUUAGGAAACAAGAGGCAAUUUCGUGCAUGCUUUUUAAGAAUCGGCAUAUGGGAAUAGAAACUACUGGAAACUAUGGACUGAAACGUGGACCAACACAUGAAGCUGGAUGGAUUUCUAAUCUAAAAUCAGCAUUCCAUGAUACUUGAACUAAUGCGAAAUGUAUUUCCGUGUCAGUAAAUAACAAGACCUCAGACAUGCAAGGCCAAUAUCCGAUGUAUUAUAGAACUGCUAAAAAAUGAAGAAAUUUGCCAGCAUUUUGAACUGUGGUCUCCUCUAUAAAGUAAAAAACAACAAAUACUGGUGUCAGUAGAACAGCAUUCGGUAGGACACAGAAGUAGGCGUCCCGCUAUUACGAGUACGUAGCGUUAAAGCUAGGGUUAGGGUUAGUGCCAGGGCUAGGAUACUGGAGUAGGUACCCCUGGAUUUAGUUCCAGACCACUUCUCAUACGGGGAGUUCCUAUCCUCGCUUCUUACCGAGCGCUCUUGAGUGCAUCUUUUGAAGUCACAUUGUAGUGGUCCUAUGAAGAUGGUUCCGCUUACAAGAAAGGUUCUAUGAACUCGGUAUAUAUAUAUAUAUAUAUUCACAUGCGACGUUGUAUGUUUUGCAUAUAACGUACUAACGAGAAUUUUUAUUAUAAGGGUAAUCUCACGCAAGAAAAGGGAGUACUAUAUCAAAACCCCCGAAACAUAAGGCGCCUUGGGCUAGGGUAAGGGGUAAGCGUUAGGGGUUAGCGGAUAGGUUUAGAGGUUAGGGUCUGGGGUUAAGCUGGGGCUCGUCUACUGCAGGCGCGGCUAAGAAAUUAGAUCUGACCGUGCUUUGGGCAAAAGAAUGAAUCUGAAUCGUUUAUUUUUAAAAUUUCUAAAGAGAAUUUAGACCAUAAAACCGUUGAAACGAUAUCACUCUACUAUUUUUAGACCGUAAGUCCACCACGUUUGAACGAAAAUGUGCACCCUUCGAAUGAUAAAUAAAACCACUGAAGAAGUGGUUCGCUGAGGCAGAUAAUUCUCAGAAAAUUAGAGUAAAGGCAUAAUCCAAUGAAUUUUGGAAAGCAUUGCAGUCAUGGGCUGCUAAAAGCUUCGAUACCGAAAACGUGUUUCGUGAGAACACAAUUCUCUGGAGGCAACUGAUCUAGCGUAGAUUUGAAUACUAAGAGACGACGCCCUCUAAGAGGAUGCUUAACACAUGUAUCCGGACGAAAUUUUUGUAGACGUUUUGAGAUAUAUGUGUUAAACUUUUACUAUGUCACCACUCAAGAAUCAUCGUAAACGAUCCGCCAUGUAUUUUACCAGUUUCAGUCCAUCUACGUAUCUUUUCCUGUUUUAAGCCACAUGUCCCGAUCCCAACCAAGUGCUUCGGCGGUUGUCUGUCAGGCAGAUAUCUUUAUGUGCAUGCUUGCUCUCCAACGAUAAUUUUUCUAUGGAAUUUUAAUGCGGGGCACAGAAGCUCUAUUUGUCUCGAUAUCUAAACCGCCAUGAUCAGUGCCGGCUCAGUUAGGACAUUCGGUAACCUGACAGGUUCUGAUGAUAACGGCUUGGAAAGACGAUUACAUAUUUCAUUGCCAACAUCAGUGAGAGGUAGGUUUAUGCCAGCUGUACCACAGCUAUUCAUUAAAAUGAAAUCAGCGGCUUUGAAAAUAAGGAAAAUUCAUUGCGGAAUUAUGCCACCUGACUGCUUCGGAGGUGAGCAGCAUGAAACCGAAACGUAAAGCUAAUAACCCAACCGCGCCCAUUGUCCAUCCGGUUUCAAUUUCCUUGACGACGUUUUUGAAUGUCGACAGAAGUAUUCAAAAAACCUGUGUCGGUAAAGAUGUGCUGCUACCUAUUUUGCAGUCACACGCCGUCUGACAAAAUAAUGAAAUCCCUGUCUAUAUGAAGGAAGCGCAUUUCUGCAAAGAUCGUAGAUAUUUUAAGCUACUUUAAUCAAAAUAUAAAAACAUUUGGUCGAUUUGUAUAAGCAACCUAUGCAGUAUCAUAUAUUUGUGCUUUGCCGAGUAAACCACCGGAUUAGUUCCUGCAAACUCAUCAAAUUUAAUGAUAUACGGUGUGUGACUGGCAGGGCAAUCCGUUCCUGGUCUGAGUUGUUGUCAUGCCAAAUUAAUAAUGCAAACCAUUCCACACAGAAACAGGAUAUGACUGAGGUCACAAAAAAAGAACCAAAAGAUGUGUGUGUGGCCUCUCAUAGCAAAAUCAGAUACCGGAAUUGUUGGAAGCUUUCCUCUUUAGGAGACAAAAGUACAAUAUUAAAUAACGCUUGCAAAAAUUGUAUUAUCUGAUCGAUAAAGAAUUUGAAAAUCGAGCAAGUUCACGAUAGGUAUACGUUUAUCAACUGGCACUCCUCAAUUUUUGAAGUCUGUAAUGCCUUGAGAUUCAAUCAUUUCAUGCAAAGAAGAAAGCAUUUUAGUUUGUUUUGAGAAUGUUCUGUUGGGAUUAAUACAAAAAGGGACCUGAGGAAUAGUCUAUUUAAUAUACACCUUCAGAGCUGUCAAGUACUGCGUUAAACGUCCACGAUUUCCGUCUGCGCCAUAACGCUAAAUGUCACACCAAAAAUGUAUUUAACGAUUUAGACCAUUUAUUUCUACCAACAGAAGCAAAGUAAAUUCUAUACGCUUCUAAAAGAAUUAUAGUUUACUAACCGACAUUCGUGUGGCAAAAUAUUCCAAAUAAGACAGACUAGCAAUUUUUCUUUUUGAAAUAAUCUUGAACUUUCGUGUAAAAUGCACUGCUUCCUUCGUUUAUUCAUAGUCGCUGAUUCCGGAACCAAUUUCAUGUGAUGCUAACCGAGAGUCCAGAAUGCCUUUUUGACUAGGAAGGAAUAUUUAAUUUGGGUCGUAAUGUUAAAUAAUGCUUACCAUAUACCCAAGAUAUUUCACUCACACCAGGGUGCCGGCUUCUGCAAGCAAUUCUUUCCAGCCGUCUCACUCAGUAAAAAAUGACUACAUAAUAAGCAUACGUUCGCCAUUGAUUUUCGAAGACUUUAAAAUUUAAAUAUCUUAGAUAGGAAACACGCGCAAGUCUGGUAGAAAAACACGCCUUCUUUAUACUUAGGUUUUUGAAAGUGUUUCAACUGCCGGAGUUAGAGUCUGAUUCGCUUUUCACUUGAGUUUGGGAUUUACAGUCUACAAACUAUAUAUUGUCUAUGUUAAGUUCAUACAUUUCUCUUUGCCAUUAGGAAUUUACGCUAUAGGGAUUCAUACAAUCUUUCAGUGGAUAUGUACUAGGUUGUAUUCAUUUCACUGACUUACAAGUGUCACCUUUAUAAAUUUUUAAAAGCCGAAAUAUACAUGUGAGCAUAAAACUUGAAAAAGUCGCCACAUCCUACCAAAGGAGAGCAAGGCGGAAUACAUUUAUAGAUAAUAUCUACGUAAUCUAUUUGAAUCCAUAAAGGAAUUAAAAAUUGGUGGGAAAAAAUUUGUAUUAAUUUAUAUCGUUAUUUUUACCGGGUGAAAUUUUACUGGACGGUCACUAAAGAGUGCAUUCAAACCUGGCAUCUUGGCGAUACCGGAACAUCUUGAGAUCAGGAUACUUGAUAACUGCUUUUGAAGUCUACUUAAUCAAUCCUCCCUAAUCGGCAAGGCAUCUUAGAAUUUUAGUUUUUAUUUCAUAAGACUGUACGCUGACAGCAUGAUGCCAAACUCCCUUGGCAUAGGGUGGUCUUUUGGUAGUAUUUCCUCACGGAAAGAUUUAUCCAAAUAUGACUAGUGGCUGUUAUGCGGUGCCCAGGAAAUUGUAUCUCUUAUAGUUUUAAUGGAAGAAACAAUUCAUUGGCAGCGAUUCACCGAGAAUUUAUUAUUUUGCUUUGGUACACUUAUUUUGACCAAAAAUUUCUUUUUGCUGUCAGAUGGCCAAUGGAAAUGUACAUAAGCUGGCUAAUUUGUUUUAACAAGCAUUUAUCAUUUGCAGCAUAGUGAAACAAAUGUAUGACUCUUGUUGAGGAUUAAGUAAAAAUGUCGCCGAAAAACAAGCCGAAUUUCCUUCGUUUAAAAAUCCGCAAUUUAAAUUCUACAAGAUAGCUUUUAUGCAAGGGUGUAAAUAUUAUGAAAUAGAAAUGGGUUAUAUAUACAAGUCACCACUGAGGAAGGCUACUUUUAACUUCUAGUGCUGCAUCAACAACAGCAUCGAAAUGAGUGUCCUCCUGCUUGACCACGGCGCCAACGUUAAUGCAACAGACAAAGAACUUUGGACGCCGCUACACGCUGCAGCUACGUGUGGACACAAAGAACUCUGUGAUCUCCUCAUCAAACGGUACGUGCGCGACGCAUUUUUUCAUUUCUCAUCUUAAAUCCUAGCACGUUUAUCAAGAUUGCAUUUCUAGCACCUUGGUUUUAGCCUUCGGGAAUGGGCACAGUGAGCUAGUGUUCAAUGCCGUCUGGUAAAGUAUGUAUUCUUGUAAAUUAGGGCGUUCUGGCUCAAAGUCAUCCGGAGGUAUUUCGUAUGAAAUAUAAUUGUUCCCUGUAGUGCAUCAGAAAAAAUAUUUUGCUGUUUGAAGUAAAUUCCGUGACUGCCAGUAUUUGCAGGGAUCGUCUAGCAUAUUUGCGUGCACGUGGCCCCAUAUAUGUGCACAUAUAUAUAUGAUAGAGGGACAAUCACUGAUCGUCAGUUAAUGAGUAAGGAAUGGCCAUUCCGGUCUACCUUGUUUUUCUCGUUAACCACAUCCGGCCUAUAUAAACAUAUAGGUCGACUGGGCUUGUGAGCCUCACUGUUGUGGUUACGGUCUCACUCGAUGCCAUUCUGUACUCUCGUCAGCCUGCUACUGGUGGCAACGAACGUUGUGCCAUGGGACGCAUACCACACAUGAUAGAUAAGCAGCUCACCAAUAGUGCAACAGGCCAGACGCAAGACAGCAGUUUCACAGUCGUUGCCGAUUACCAGUGCCUCGUAGGCCUUGGGAAGUAAGGUAUAUAAACUUGCCAAGUAGGCGUGAAACUCUCACUGUUGAGUAAGAUCCUAACCACGACAAUGAAGGUAACACGCGUACUCGACAUGUUUACAUGCCUCACUUCAUAAGGUUUAUGAUGUACUGAUGAUCGAUAGCAACCGUGAGACAGCUCUCUGUGUCUGGCAUGUUACACUCUUAGUAAGCUGCUUAUAUAUUACAUAUAUUUAUGUAUGUAUGCAAUGGUAGAGGGGCGCUCACCAAUCGUUUCUACGGAACUCACCCGUCCCGUUGUGCCUUACGGGUUCUCUCUUGAGCCCAACCAGCAGCCGCACAGCGGAGCAUGAUGUAGGCAGAAUGGUCUUACCGAUAAAGACAGGAGAGACUGAAGUGGCCAUUUCUGGCCUAUUAGCCGUUGUCAGCCAGUCAUUCCCAACCGCGAAGUGUGGAACACCUGGGGUUCGAACUCGCGACCCGUUAUUUGGAAGUCCAACGCCUCUAACCACAGAACCACGUGCUCGUUGUCUUGUCUGUUACGAUCGGGAAUAUACAAUGAUAGAGGGGUGCUCACCGAUCGUUUUCGCGUAACUCACUCGUCCCCUUGUGCCUUACGGCUCUCUCUCCAAUGUAAAGGAGAUGAUGCCAAGAAGGACAAGGGAGACCAGAAUGGCCAUUUCUGGCCUAUUAGGCGUCGUCAGCCAGUCUUACCCAACCCCAUGUGUGGAUCACUUGAGAUUCGAACCAGAGAACAUUGGUCAUGGAGUUUGACACUGCCAUUGAUCCAAUUGCCCUUUUUCCAGUCGGUUGUGAUGGGAGUAUCAAUUAUGCCAGAUGGGCGCUCACUGAUCAGGUUACAGAAAGUGCUCGUUACUUUGCGGCAGGCCUCUUAUGUUCCGCAAAAGCGGUAAGAAGUAAGUACUGUUUCAUUUCGGAAAUGUCAACCUAGCAUGAUGCAGCAACCUUUUUGAUGAAAUUGUAAUUUAAACAAUGUAGACUAUCCACAACCUAUAGUAUGCCGAGGCAUUAAAUAAAUUACUUACUUAGGUUUUAUAUGUUCGAAAAAUAUCUAUUCCGAUGUUUGGUUCUAGCUGUGCCCAUAUGGAACAGCUGAGUAAUUCUAAAACAUUAGAAACAGAACAUCAAGCAUUCAGAAAGUUAACUUUCUUUUCUACACUGCGUCAUGGAAAUUAGCGUCUUACCGGUACCCAAAUGGGAAUUCUAGUCUAAUGUAUAAGAAGAAGUGAUAGACUGAGCUUUAGCUCCCCGGAAACACUCGGAAGAAAAACAUGGAAAGAUGCUGUGAGACAUCAUAAUUCAGUAUUUCUCUUUUUUCACACCGAUUUUUAAUCUAAUUUGUUGGAUUUUCCGUAGAAAAGGGGUUUCUAUGCAUGAUCACUAUAAUUAUAUCCCUGGCUUCAUUUUGCCCAGCAAACUGUCUGAGAGAUUACUAAAUUUGUCAAGGGUUAUUUUAAGUCGAACCAUUUCGAAAGAAAGUAUUAUUUAAACCAAGCUGAGGUGGUGGAGUUGGUAGUCUUACGUUUUGUAGAGUUCGUCAUCCAGAGAAUCAAGAAGAAAGUGAAAAAGGGGGUUCGGCUGUCACCUGGUUAGCUGGCGUUUCACCAGAGCUGCUAAUCACAUUGAAGGUUUAUUUAUCCGCUUCAGUUGAUCCUCCUACACAUGAAUUCAGAUCUAAAACUACUCCACCAAUACGUUUUAUGGUAAAUAUUUUCUAUGUUUUCGCUGCCUAUCGUCAGUAUUGCACACCCGUGCAUAAUGAGAAACCCUAUAACGUACUGUUACAGCAAGCAGGAAGGAAAGAUUAUACAACUAGUGCUUUUGUUUCUCCUCGAAUUUUGCAUGAUUUAUGCCCUGUGUGCCACCAACAAGCGUAAAGUACGAAGUAAGUCGAGUACGGAGUGAGUAUUCGCUACAUAUAGACGUAACGCUUCGUGUAAACAGUCUUAGACCGUCGUACUUGUACAGUGAUGUUAAGUUUUCAUCGUCCUCAGUGACUGAGAUGAUGCCUGAUUUGCUCGAAGCGUAACAAUACUGGUCUUUGUCGUUCCUUUUUCCAAACGGUAAAAUAAUUGCUACCUGAAAGUUGAGUGAAGGCGUUUUUGAAGCAAACUGGCCCAAAGGUUCGAAUCCAGGCUGCUGCUACAGGAGCGAAGGCGAUGACCGACAGGCUGCAGUCUGAGCUACUAUGUGUAAACGUUUAACAGGCUUGCGGUAAGAUAAACCUGAUAUGUAUUGUUCUGCCUAGGCUGGACCUUAGUCGCAGGUUUCUUUUCGGCCGUCUGAUAAGACCACAUUUGUAAAAAUGGUUAUUUUAUUAGUAUGCAUAUCUCACGUUCAUUUCCAGUUCAUUUAUUAAUUAAAUAUAUUUUAUGAAACCUAUGAAAAAGAUGUUUUCACUACUCGUUUGAUAGCAAAUCACGCUGCAUUCACAUCUUAGACACAAACGGGAAGUAUCUUUCAAUUUUAAAAAAAGUUUUUGUCAUGAAAUGUUUAAGACCCUGCAACGUCCAUUCCUACAUUAUCGUACCUGUCUGUUUUUGAUGCCCCUCAUUAAGUAUGCGACAAAUUCGACAUACAUUGCAAACUUUGGUGAAUUAUACAUAGUAUCGCCUCAGGGAUAUAGAGAAAUAUAUCAUUUUCCUUACGCAGGCAGUAUAUACCUUGUAAACGGAAACUGCUUAAUGCAAGUGAAACUGUUGAUCUGCCUCAACAUUUUUCUGGAACAGUUUGACAUUGUUGAAGCCUAAAAAUAUCCUUCUUUGAAGUAUAAACCGUAAAGGUGACGUAAUGUGCUACAAAAUGAGCCAAAAAACAUAGUUGUGCAUAUUUUUUAUGAAAUAUACUUGGCUUUCAAAGAGCACUAAACAUCCUUGUAAAAAAUGCAUACUACUCGAUGAUUUAUUUUUUACUAAGUAUGGUUUUUAGAGGAGGCCGCAACAAGGUUCAUUCAAAAGCCAACAUUCUGGACAGUUAGAAAUACAGUGAAUGAUCUAAAGGAUGAAGGAUCACGAAAGUCGCACGAAAGACACUUAUAGAGUGCAGUCCGCCGGCCCCACAUCCUAAGACAUCAUAAAAUGCUUAAGGAGGAACCACUCUUUAAAAAAAGUCUUUUUUCGAUUUACAGUAUAUUAUUUGGCAGAAUAGCAUUGUCGACAAAGAAAAGUGAGACCGGAACGACCAUUUCUGGCUCAUUAGCCGUCGCCAGUAAGUCGUGCCCAACCCCAACAUGUGGGACACCUAAGACUCGAUCUCCCGACAUGUUGGUCCGAAAUGCACAACUCUAACCAGUGGGUCAACGGCUCGCUCUCCUGUCGAUUGUUUUCGUUAAUACACAAUGAUAGAGGGGCACUCACCGAUCAUUUUUACGGCCGGUAAAUGCCAUUGUGCCGAUAUCAUGCGCCGCUGUGCGGCUUCUGUUUGUGCUCGAGAGAGAGCCCUAAGGCACAGCGGAACGAGCGAACCCUGUAAAAACUAUCGGUGAACGCUCCUCUACCAGAAAUAUUAUUUCUUCACUAUGAAAUAAGCUAGUGAAGCAAAACCCGUCAAACCAGAAAAGUGUCUUUAUGACACGUCAGCCACUUAAGGCCUAAUAUAACGCACAACUUAGAAGCAAAGGAUAACGUAGUGAAACAAUAAUUAAAAUCAGUACGGAAAUAGAUAUCAGUAGUAUAUCGAAUGCUCUUUUGCUUUUAUUACCUCGAUGAUUCGGGAAGACAUAGAUACAAUAAGGUUGUUAGUGUUGUUUUUGUAAAUAUAAUUGUCAAGCGCAAACUCCUGCCUUUGUUGGAUAGAAAGUUGUUUUCUUGACUUGUCCCACCUACUUCUUAUUAGAACAAACAGAUUUUUGAUUGGACUGAACUCCGAACUCCUCGCAGGAAUAAAUAUGUGCCUCAGGCCGUAGGCGAUAAGGCUGACUGGUCUAAAAAAUAAGAUCGUCAUAGAAGUCUAAAUCGGAUUAAUACCUCCUUUGAGCGGUGAUCAAGUGCAUUAUCCUGCUAUACUUUUAUGUCCAUUCGACAUUGAUAAAUGUCGUCGAAGCCGAAAGGAUGUCGACGUACACCCGACUGUUAAUGGUUUCUGUUGCCGAUCGCCAAAUCGGACGCUCUAUAGACCUGAUGGCCAUCCAAACCCCCAGGCGCUGACAGUUCUUAAAUUUUGUUGUCCAUUGAGUGUGUUCUCGUGAGAUGUUCUUCCCACAUAUGACCACCGAAGUCGAUUUCGGAGGUCCGUCAAAAAAUAAACUUCUUCACAGAAAAAAAUGCUUUUCCAGAACGAAAGUCUGUAGUUGAUACAUUCUCCAGCAAAGAAAAACGUUCUCUAAAUAAUUUACUACCUAAAAUGGUUAUAUAAUAACCUUUUUCUGAUGAAGUCCGAACACUUUCAUCCUAAUUCUGACUGUGUUCAUGGAAGACAUUAACAGACGUUUCCAGUGAAUAGUCUUAAGAGGCCCAUAGUGAUACUUUUUACCGUUCGACAAAAAGAAUCGUCUUCUUGCUUACAUGUGGACCGUUUUAGUCCUCCUCGCCUUACUCUAGGCCCCGUUUCAUUAAAAAUCCUUCACAAAGAAGCCUGACAAAUCUUGAACAUACUAGCUAUUAACACACCCGACAGCCCUUCGGUUGUCACUUUUCGUAUGCACUGAAAACCAACUUCCUCUGGGAGUUGCCUCGAUCUCUUUGUUGAAUGGCGUGGCUCGGAAAGGUGGCAGCAUGUAGCGCGCAAUCGAGAUAUAUACAGUGAGUGAUUGAUCGCAUGAGAUGUUGGCCAAAAUUCCGAAAUGCGUUUUCGAUUUGUAAAGAUUACUUAGAUGGGGUUGUAAUACUGAUUAUCAUGCGGCAUAAUCCAGUAAUAUUUCAGAUUCAUCAGGAUGUCGGCUUUUGAAUGCACUUCUCGAUCUCCUACAAACCUUAAACUUGGUAAAAAAUUUCUACUUACGUAGCAUGCAUUUUUCCCAUUGAUUUUCGAUGGUCCCACUAAUUCAAAACCAUGCGCGAACUCAUUUAGUGGCAAAUCACGUUGACUUUACAUUUUAUGCAUAAAGACAGGAUAUAUUUAGGUUUUAAAAAGGAUUUUCAACUCCAGUAUAAUUUUAAGCCAGGCCAGACAUUGCAUUAGCGUUUAGCGAUUUAAUACUACGCAGCGCAUGCUUUCCGUGUAAGGGGAAUAAUUUAUUCCCCUUUGCCUUUAAGAAGAUACUAUUUAGAGUUCAUGAAAUGUUGCAAUGGGUGCGGACUGUUUUGUGCAUUUCAUGAGGAGCAAUGGUAAACAGACAGUUAGAAUGCUGUAUGAAUGUACAUUUCACAGUCUCAAAAUCGUAUGAUGCAAAACUUCGUUAAAAUCUAAAUAUAUUUUGUCUUCAAGCAUAAAAUGUAAAGUCGACGUGAUUUCACAACAGAUGAGUAGAAGAAAGCAUAUGUUUGUGCAUGUUUUCUAUAAAAUAUUUUUGAAUUUGUAAGACCAUCGAAAAGCAAUGGGAAAAAUUCAUGCUGCAUAAGUAGUCAUUUUUCAAAGAGUUUGACUUUUGCAAGAGAUCGAAAGGAAAUGCAUUCAAAAGACGACAUCCUGACGAGUCCGAAAUAUUACUGGAUUAUGCCGCAUGAUAAUCAGUGUUACAACCCCAUCAAAGUAAUCCUUCCAAAUUUUAAAACGCAUUUCGGAAUUUCGGCGAAAGUUUCCUGAGAUCGAUCACUCACUGUACACAUACGUUUUAACGUCCAUUGAUUCCCCAUUUUGUAAAAUAAAUACUGACGAACAGGCUAAUCACUGCGUUUACUGACAUAAAAUAUCACAGUUGUGCUAAAUAAAAAUUUGUAAAGUGCAAGUUGUUUCUUGUUUUAGGAAAAGAAUGCGUUUUUACAAACCUGCCUUCACCUAAUUUUUAUUCAAUGAAAAGCACGAUUUCCGUUUCUAGAACGGAUUUUUCCAAAACGUAUCCUGGUUUGAUGAAUGCUUCUCUAUAAUUCAGCACGCGCAAUUAGGACAUAUUUAAUAUGUGCUACUUACUAACAUAGGAAUUUACAUGGAUAUCCAGAAAUGUCCAAUUUUGCCUAGUCGUGGUCUAUUUCCCCUCGAUAAAAUAGAGCUAACAUGAUUUCAUUGAUAUUUUGGCAGAUUUUGAAUAAUUCAUAUUGACCCAACUGUGAAAAACUCGGCGCCUCGGUGGGAUUCGAACCCACGCAGUAAGGGGAAGGCUUUAGCGCUGCCAACGCUCUAACCACCUGAGCUACGAGGCCCCGCCGGACGACACGAGUUUAAUCACAUUUGGGUCAAGCCAAAAUAUCAAUGAAUUACGCGAGCCUGGUAGUCAUCUGGUGGAUUCUUAGUGAAUUACUUAGGAAAUCCUGCUUGGGCUGUCAACUUACUGUAUCAGGUUUGGUGGAUUUCAGACGUUGCAGCAGGUUGGGCGGGUAACUUGACCCAAAUGUGAUUAAACUCGUGUCAUCCAGCGGGGCCUCGUAGCUCAGGUGAUUAGAGCGUUUGCUGCGCUAAAGCCUUCCCCUUACUGCGUGGGUUCGAAUCCCACCGAGGCGCCGAGUUUUUCACAGUUGGGUCAAUAUGAACUAACAUGAUUUCUUCUUUUAAAAAUGGCUUUCUGAGAUUCCAGUCGAUUCUGACAAUAAAACAAACUCCAGUGCAGAUCUUGCCAUUUCACGGGCUAGGUCGUCCGCUGUGUCACGGGAUUAUGCCGAGUAAUAAUUAACAUCACAUCCCCACCCCAGUAAUCCUUCCUAAUCGAAAACGCAUUUCAGAAUCUCGGCUAACAUUUCAUAAGACUGGUCGCUUGUUGUAACAAGCCAGAAAUGGCCAUUCAAGUCUCCCUUGUCUUUGUCGGUAAUACCAUUCUGCAUAUAUAUAUCUGCAUAACAAAAUGAUGGUAUUAGCUCGGUCACUUUCCUUUCGUCAUUUUACUUUACCCUAAUCGUGUUGUAAUUCGUUUGAUUAUUUUACGAAAGUCCGUAAGCUGAUACAUUUAACACUACUCUCUGUAAGUAUAAAAUAUUUGAUUAACAGAAAAUAAGCACGGUUAUUCAAGGACAAGAGCUAAUUUGUGUUGUUUAUUACAAGACGUGGAAAAAAGCCGACUGAACAUUUGAUUUUGAUGCAUGUGUUCAUUGAAGACUGCUGGCUAUAACAAGCGAUGUAUUCCCUAUCACCGAAAUUCGGCAUUGUUAAACAUGUUUUCAAAACCAUGAUUUUAAUGCGAAUUAUCAUUAGGGACAGAGUUUCGAAGUUAUUCGCGCUCAAGAAAAAUGAUAAUAUCUACACGUUUGUGGGCUUCAACAAAGAUACCCAUUAGUGAAAAUCAGACCUUUUUUCUGACGCAUUUUGACGCAAGUUUCAUCAGAGCAGCAUAUUUUUUGUUACUACUUGUGUGGGCUCCUCCUCUUUAUUAACCUGCUUCCCUCACCGUGAUUAGAUUUUAUGAUUUGUUGAGGGUGCAGAAGAACUCUGUCUUUACUAACUCGACAUUUAAGAAUCAGUAUUACGUCGGAAAUGGCUUGUGUGCGUCAACCUCUGCUAGAAGUGUCACUAAGCACGUGAUCAGAAGAUUUCAUUUUUCGGGAGUCAGUUUUUGCCUACUCAAUAGUCAUCCAAAAUACGAAGACCAUUUCCCCCUCUGUGGCUGAGCAUAUGCAGAAUUUGACUGAUACAGCCUUUUAAAUCUUUUCUUAAGUAUUUGCUUGAGAGUUUGAGCUAAGCGGGAGAAAUUGGCAUUUGUGUCCAUCUCUUUUCGGCUGCCUCCGGUGACCUUUUAAGUAGUAGGCCCUUGUCCUAUCGAUAUUUGUCGUGCUUAUAGAGUCGAAUAUAAUUCAUAGAAAUCGUGUAAAAAUAUCUUUUCUUGUACUCAUUUGGUAGCAACGUGUGUCCCCUUUAGAUUUUUUGCUUGAGAAAGGGUAUAUUUCGGUUUUCGAAAGAUGUUUAAUUAGGGAAUUUUUAAGGCUGCAAAAUGUGCAUUCAAAUAGCAUUGUAUCUGUCUGUUUAAUAAUGCCUGUCGUGAGGUUUACGACAUGGCUUAUAUCCAUGGCAAAAUUGUAUAAACACCAUGCCGUAUCUACCAAAUUGCUUAGAGGAAUGAGUGUUUUUCAUUACACGGAAAGUAUGUACAGAACUAGCAGGCUGAAAAUCCUAACGAAACAAGCAAAAACGAGUCAAGCUCGAAAUGAUUCUGAUAUUAAAAAACGUCUUUAAAGCCGUGAGAUACCCUGUUUUGGGUAUAAAAUUUGAGAAAAACUUUAUUUUCUACGCAAUAAAUACCAUUUUUCUUGAAUAAGAUUAGCUGUAUAAGCUCUGUUCCAGUCAUCUUUAAAGAAUGCAGUAAUUGUUUCUUGUGCUAAGUCAGGGUAGUUGGUUUACCAUCAGUUCAUUCUCAGAAUACUAAGUGUAGGCGAGUUAGUAGAUGUCGUUAAUAUGAAGAUUAACUCCCAUAUUUUUAAUUUAUUCGGAAAAAUGUCUGAAUGCUAUAGCAAUGCUAUAGCAAUCUUACAGAGAGAACUUUGUUUAUGUUCUUAAAGUACAUUUUCCACUUAACUUCCUUAUAGAUGUUUUGCUGAUGCCAUACAUAUGACAAUGGAUCCAAAUGAAACACAAUUAUUUCAAACUGUGUAAAUAUCCGUUAAUGUUAAUUCUCCCAGCACAUUUACUGCACCCAGACAUUAACACUUAUUUAGGCAAUCCGGAGCCUCUCGGUGACACAGCUGUGAGGAGUUUAGAAUAUCAGUGGGUCUUUACAUGGUUUACAUGGUUUGAUUUAAACGUAUGCAGUUCCGUGAGAAACAGGUUUAAAUCUGGUUAGACAUGGAAACAUGGACACUUGCGGUCUUGGCCUAAAUUCUAGGCGGAUUGGUUUAGGUCCAGAAGGGCUGGUGUGGUGUUAGCGUUUGGGUUAAAGUUAGAGCACGAGAGUCGGCACCCUUCCUGGAAUUUAGUGCGAGGUCCCCUGUAGUGCGGGAGGCGCAUGUUCCCGUGGCCGACCGUAAAGCUUUAUGAUGGCAAACUAUGUCAAACAGGAGACCUCAAACAACUAGGAUACGUUUCACUGGACGUGGUCUAGUAGCCAGUGCUGUGAAUGGCGGGGUCUGAGGACGUGUGCAUAACCAAUGCUUCCUUAUCCCUGGCAUACAAGGAAGCUCUCUACGAGUGCAGAUUUGAUUGACUGGUAGACAUAGUUCAUGGGCUCCUUUACAUCAACGUGUCUCUAAGAAGUACGUAUCAAAUCAUGUAUAUGAUAUUAAGGUGAUUAAAUUGGGAACGAUCUCACAGUUUUGACAGAUCCCAGAAAAAACACAAAUUUUAGGAAAGGGAUAUAAAAUAAUGCCAAUUAAGUCCCAUUUUUGUUUACGUUUAAAGUGGUUUUCCUAAUCUUAGCAUAAUUUUAGAAGAUUUCUCGACUGAAAAAGCUUACCGUUUUCUUUUUUUCAGUGGCGCUGACCUUUUGGCAUUAAAUGUGGACGGAAACAUGCCUUACGAUCUGUGUGAAGACGACGAUACGUUGAUGCUUGUGGAGUCGCAAAUGGCAGCUCGAGGUGACUGUUCUAUUGUAUCAGAAUAUUUUGAAUCAAAGGGUCUUGAUGAAGUAUCCCAGUGAAUCUAAAGUCUCCAAAGGAUUAUGCGCAGGCUUAGCAAUCAUUUUUACAUAGCUUCGCCUAAAGUACGGCUUGAAAGUGUUAAUUUGUGAGCGUCUGGGCGGUCACCCAAGUGGACUACACAAACAUUAUCAUGUUUGCAUACGUAUGCAUAUCCGGCUAUCAGUUUCCGAAAUUGUUAAGUGCAGAACUCGAAGAUAAGUGUUUGGGAGUGCUUUCUAGGAUCAGAACCGAAACUUCAAUUAAUACAUAAGGCCAAGGCAAUCAAUUACCGUAAUGUCCAUUCUCUAAGCACGCAAUCCUAUAAGUACUAUGGUUUUGUGUGUUGCGGCUUAUAAACAAGAGGAGUAAAUUGUGUUCUUUUUAUGUUACCGUGACUGGGCCCAUUUACUUGGACUUUCUGCAAUGCUCAGUCAUGUCAAACACUAGAGAGUUCUUUGAGGAUGAUGAUGGGACAGGCUCACACUACCGUCAUUAUGCAAGCUCAUACAUUAGUCUAGCAUUGCCAAACAACUGGACUAAAUUUAGGGACUUAAUAAAAUGCUCUUUCCCCUGUUCACCAGAUCUCGAACCUUGAGAGGGUUUAUGGGGUACUGAAAAGACAAAGUCUGCCUUAAAGAACAGCAAAAUUCGCCGAAUUGGCAGUAGCCACUAAAAAUGAAUGCAUCUGAACAUCGCAAUAAAAAAAUUUUAGCGUUUACGAUUUCAUUGUUUUGGGUUGUCUAUAGUGCCUGGACCAGAACGGACAGCACUUUGGAAACAGGCGUUCACAAAACAAUCAAACUCUGUUCGAAAAUUCUACCACACUUUAAAAUGUAACGGACACUAGAUUUAUGAUUUUUGAAAAUGUGAGUACAUUUGCGGGACAACUUGAGCAUAUGACUGCGCAACAACCUGCUGUGCUCUAUAUUGAGCCCUAAAGCACCAAGUUGAGACCACGUCUACUAACCCAGCCGGUGAAUGCAGUUUCAACACAGUUAAUAUUCCCGACAACAACCGACAGAACAACCGGCCCGUGGCCCCGGCAGACCGUUAAAAUCACUAACGCUCGGUGGCCAAAGUACGCGGGGUCGAGGCUUGGGCAUUGCAAGUCUGAAUUGGGGUGGGGUCGGCUGAUGACGGCUAAUAAGCCAGAAAUGUCCAUCCCAGUCAGUAGGCCUCUUCUUCACAUAUAUAGUACGAAAGGAGGCAAGUCAUACAUCAGAUUUGAGAUGUAAAAGUUAAACGAUGGACUAAGACAUAAAAAACCAGUGAUACCAGCGUUUGUGUAUUUUUCUAGACUCCUUGGAAAAAGUACAUACUCCAGUACUACUGAUGUUUCCUAUGGACAUCAAUUAUUCUGUCAUCAUUCAAGGGCAAUAAGGACUAAGUUAUUAAUACUGAUUCGGGAUUUAAAAAAGUACUUUUUUGGCGCAGAUUCCUCGCCAGGGAAAGCAGGAUGCUCCAUUCUUAGCCUUUAAAAACUUUGUUUCUAACCGUAGUCGCGUCAUGAUCAUUCUCUCAGGCACGGGCUAUUAAAAUAGUCGUUGCCCGUGUGUCAGGCCUAAACGCGGUCGAAAACCUACGUGGUAUGAGCACAUGCGAGUUUCGUGUCAUGUCGGAUACUUUUACCGAGUCCAUUCCCACUCGAACCAUAUAUGCCCACUUGCUCAUCCAAUUAGUAGGCAGCCUUAUCAUUUACAUCUAAAACCACUAACGACAACAGACGGCAGAACUCUUGUUGUUUGGCUGUUUGGUAGAUUUGUUAGCAGUCCGUUAUAGUUAGUCCUUAACUACAUUCGGCGGCUGGUUUUACUGUAAGUUGGAAUGCUGAAGUGCCUUUCUAAUUCAGAAAGAUUAUUUAAGUGAUGUUGUAACGUUGAUUAUUGUGCGGCAUAAUCCCGAACAACGCCAGCCUCGCCAGGAUGCGGACUUUUGAAUGCAUUUCUUUUGGGUCGCUCGUUAAAACCACAAUCUUCUAAAAUGACCGAUUACGUGGCACUGAUUUUUGAUGUCUUUAUAAAGUCAAACAUAGUUUUCGUUAAAUUCCCAAAACACCCUUUCUCGAACUGAUUUGGCAGAAAAUGACGUCUUUUGAAGGUAUAUCCAUAGAAAAGGUGUCGUUCGGUUUUAAAACGUGUUGAUACUGUUUUAUGUUCGAAAAUAGCAUCAUGUCUGUCCCUUCAUUAGUGUUUUAAAUGAAACCUACAACAUAAUUUACAUCCAUUACGAAAUUAAGGUAAUCCGAGAUGAAAUCUUCUUAACAACAAAGUGAAAUGGAUGAUUUUCCUUACAUAGAAAAUAUGCAAUUAGCAGAUUCCAAACUCUAAGCACACGUGCAAGACUCAACGACCUUAAAGUUAUUCGUAAAUAGACAAAAACAUCAAAAACCUAAAUAUACCCACCUUUCGGACCUUAAAUUUAAAAAGUCGUUAUGUUCUGCCGAAUAGGCAAAAGAAUGGAUAUUUUUAGCAUGUUUUCUACGAAAUGUUUGAAUUUAUAAGGGCAUCAUGACCCAUUGCCAAAGCUUAUUUUUGCCUAUGUUAAAGGCCUUUUACAGCAUGCAAUUUACUGGAGGACAGUUGUCCACUAUAUUGGUUUUGUACUUAAGAAAUAAAUCAAGGCAUUUAGAAAGGAAUGCAAACGCAAUCAAAAACCUUAUGAAUUUCCUUAACAGCAUCUUGGUGUCAGAUUCAACAUCGAACAGACGAGUCACUUAAAAGCGCUUUCUCAAUUCUCAAAACUGGCAUACUAACUUUAUUGUUUUCCUAACAUCCAUGCACAUUUUGAAACAACUACAAAACAUCCGUGGUCUUCUGCAAAGCAUGAAUAGGGAGGGAAAAAGUCUGAGACGUUUUUCUGUGUGCAGUUGCUGCAUAUGAAAAACGGUGAGGUCUAAUUAUCUAAUUAAAGACAAGGGAGAGAGAGAUAGGAUAAAAUCAAGGAAAGGCGAUCUAAGGCUUCCGUCUCUGAGCUAAUGGAGCAUAAUUCACUACGGUGAAGCAUGACAGAAGGAAUUUUGCCUUGUUUGCAAAAAUAUGGUUUUAUCUACGGAAAGUUGAUUACGGAAAAGUAGCACAGAACGCGACCCGCUCGAGUUCGAAUGUAAACUUGGAAUGCCAGUCGUAUGUCCAAGGAAUGUCUGAUCUUUGGCUAGUGCAGCAAAAUGUGGAAGCGAGGACUUUUAUUUUAUGUUCAUAUCCUGUCUAUACAGGUGUGUUCGGAUUCCCCGGCAUGCGUGUAUUUGCAAUGACAUGUAGAUAACCAUGCCUCAUCUGAGGUGAUGUGCAGAUACAGGGCAUCUACGUCACUUUCCUUGAAUUAUCCAUUGAAUGAGGAAUUAAGGUGAUACGUUGUUCAUUGCAGGUGCUGUCGAUGAAGGUCACUUGGUCGCAAAUUAAGGCUCGUCUUCAUUAAAGCGAAAUGUUAUCAUAGUGACCUUUUCGGUAUUCAGUCAUCUUUGAUUCGCGUCGCAAGUAACUGCUGCACUGCUGACUGCUUACCUUCGAUGAUUUUUAUUCUAGUCGUUUCGAAGUAUUUCGGUUGAUAUUUUAUCUAAAAAACAUUUAACCUUCCACAAAGUGAUAUAUACGAUUUUGUGUGCGCCCCCUCUUCAGAAUACUUAUAAAGUUUAGGGUCAGAUGUAGAUAUGUAGCCCCACCUGAAGUAAGCAAACCGCAGCCACCUGUAAUGCGGGACCGGUGGUAAUAGGGGGUUUUUACAGGUGGGGUUAGGGCCCGCAUACGCGACGAGGUCAAGUAAUUGUGUGCAAAAGAAAAGCCCUCGGAAAUGCGCGGUCGUACUUUGAGGGGUCGAGAAAUAGUUGCUCUAACCCCUAAUCCUAACCUUUAACCCUAACUCUAACCCCUAACCCUAGCCCCUACCUCUAGCCUCAACCCCAUCAGUAUUGUGUCCAUCAGGUGGGGCUAUAUAACCACAUCUUACCAAGUUUAGAAACAGGCCUCUCGGGAGACCAAGCAUAGGAUUGACUCAUCCUCCUAUCCAUAUGGGACAUUAAUGAUGACCGUUCGGUGCUAACUCCAAAACAGGGAAAAGGAUGCUUGAUGAAUAAGUCGCUUUGACCCAAAUGUGAUAAUCUCGGCGCCUCGGUUGGAUUCGAACCCACGACAGCAAGGGGAGGCGUUAGUCCAGCCAACUUUCUAACCAUCUGAGCUACGAAACCCCACCGGGAUGGCGCGAGUUUAAUCCGAUUUGGGUCGAGUUGACCCACCAAGCCUAUUACAAAGUCUGGACUCCACCACGUCUGAUACAGUAAUCUGACUGCCCAAGUAGGAUUUCCUAAGUAAUCCACCUAGAAUUCGCCAGGCGACUACCAGGCUCACGUAAUUCAGAGGUGUUUUGGCAGAUUUCAAACAAUUCACAUUGACCCAACUGUAACUUUUACACCAAAGCAAAAAACAAGAAAGUUUGCAAACAUUAAAGUCACUUAUAUCUCAUUAUGCAAAAUCAUGACUUUUAAAGUUAACUAAAUAACCGAUUCUUCAUUUGACAAUUAGUUGUUUGUCAAAAAUUUCCGCAUUAAAGGUUGUCAUAGCAUUUAAAAUGCCCUCAAUUGUGAUAAUGAUUAAGUCAAGACCUAGAAAAUGAUAGACUUUGGCGAAAUAUAUGCUGCAUUGCGCGAGAAGAGCCGUCUUGAGUAUUUAUUAUUUAAUAGCAAAAACGUUUCCAGAACUUUUGAGGGGUAACGAUAAACCAGCUGCUCCAAUGACCGUCGGAGAAUGAUUCCUUAUGCCAAGAUCUGAACUCGAUUUUGGACUAUAAAUCGGCUUUGUAAUAAGUCAACCUAUGAAAUAGUUUGAGGAAGAGUCGUCUGCCUCCAGUUAUGUAUGAGUUUUUAAUAAGAAAGGUUAAAUCCUUUGGGAAACUGCUGCUUUUACUGUGUAAAUUUUCAAGACUGGUUCCCCGGUCCGGCUUCAGACCAUGGGCGCGCAAAAUCAAUAGCCACUUAACUGAGUUUGAUAAAUGAUUCUAUGAUAGAUCAACGCCCGUACUAAUGCGUGUUAAUUGCAAUUUGUCAUCUCUUCGGGAUUGGUUACGCCAGUUUGAAUUUGCCCUUAACAAUUUUGUGUGCGACAUCUAGAUCGAUAUACCGGUCGAUGCAUGCCACAUCUGAGGGUAUUGCUUCCAGGAAUUCGCGGUCCUUCCUUAUUGGACAGGCGCCAACAGUGCGAGCGUUCCUCCAUGUAAAUUGGUGCCCGGUGCCCAGUAUGCGAAUGGCACCCCGGGAUAGAUAGUCGCGUCUCUUUAUCGCCAACUGACGUUCAUGUAUACUGGUUGACGCAAAUUUCCCAGUUUGGCCACAAUAGACGGCAUCAUAAUUGGAACAUGGGAUUUCACAAUUUCAGACAGGAAAUUAAAUUUGGGGUCUAAGAAACACUCCAAGUGGGUAAGUCAGACUUCAUUGUAAAGUGUUUGUAGUUAUUGGCGAACUACACUUUCUAAAAAACCGCAGAUAGAAUAGCUUCCGUCUGCUGGCCGUAUUUCGUUACUAGGUUUGAAUAACCCAGUCUCCAGCCUACACUAUCACCUGCGACUACGGGUAUUCCCUAUAAAAGCCUUGGAGCUUCACGGAAAAAAGGGUGUGCAUGUUUCGCACUGUAACCAGAUCAAUGAGCACGCGCUCGGCACCAAAAACAAAGAAUUGAGCCGCCGGUGGUUUAAACUUCACGUUCAUUUUGACAACCAACACCCCCAAAUAUGGUUGAUAAUCUCGAAAUAUCAACUAAAAAGCCUUAUUAACAGCAAAUAUUGCGCUAUUUAAAUUUACACUAGCCGAUUCAGUACUGGGCAUUUUCCUCGAGCGAUUACCACUACUGGAAAGAGGAAUUUUCACUGAUUUACAGAGGUUUUCGGAGUCAUUUUCCCUAGUUGGUUGCUUUAAAGAGUGUCAGCUCACAAUGGGUUGUGGAAAUGCUUGCAUAGAGACCGGCAACAAGGAUAAACAGAAAGUAUAACUGUCAGCAAGCUUCAGAGUACUUUGAAACGUCCAAGCUCGAGACGCUGAGCCAAAGCUACAGUUCAAUCCCUCAUCCACCAGUUUAGCCGAGGUCCAGACAGAUUUUGUUCGGCAUGGAUGCCAUUUUCUCUCGAUAGACGCUGUCAUGACUACCUUUGUAAUCUCUUUCGAAUCAGUUUUAUCUCAAAUUGGCAUUUGUGGUGAGUCAGAAUACCUCUUCCGGCAUCAGAUCCAUUCGCUGCUGAUGUCGCACAACAGAAUAAACAUAUAGUCGGGGGAGAACCAGGCGACUUCGCAAGGGGAAAAGACAGACGACGAAAUAGUCAUCUUCACCGCUGUCGGAAGGCCGUUUCACCGUCAUCACAGCAAGCUCCUGGCGUUUUAGAAUGACCAAGAGACCAAAAGGCUUCCGAACUUGUCGUAACAUCAGUCUCAAGCAGCUGAUAGGGAGGAUGAAAAGUUGUAAAAGUAUUUACCAUGCUGACAACACAGGUACUAGCUAAAGACCCAGACACGCGUGUUUUGCCGAUCUUGUGCGGCUGCCUGACGCAGCUGCGAGAGGUUCGGCUCACCAGUGGGUCCCUUAGACCUCCCAGAGUGUUUUCUACUACAUGGACUUCAGUUUUGCCUUGUCUUGUUUGAUUUCCGAGGAAAAUAACGCGCGAACUUGGAGUUCAUUUUUCGGAAGAGACCUUUUCAGGCACAAUCCAAUAGUUGUGAAUAUUACACGGCUAUUCCGCGGUACCUGAUGGAUUUCAGCUCAAAUAUUUACGUCAACUAUCUGACUGUGUCUGAAAAUAUCUGUUCCGGAACAUUUAGUUCACGUCCGCGCAUUAGUUUCCUCGGAAAUGAGACAAGGCAAGAUAAAAAUAGUCCCAGAACAUUACUAGGUUCCUCUGGAUUGACUAGGACUCAUUUUAUGGGCCUACAAAGGCAUAUAAGUCAGGUGCUACCUUGGCGUUUUCUUUCCACCUCGAGACAUGUCAAUUUGGAGACUAGAUAUUUAGCUCUGAAAGUAAUCAAAUUUUCUGACUAAGGGCUCGCAGGCAGCAGUCUACUUAUGUGAGCGUUUCUAGUAAAAAAUUAUGGACGUUACUGUUGGACAAGUUGGAGGAAUCGUGUCAUUCAAAGCCACCUCUGUUUUUACUUCCGUAUCCAAAACGUUCGUAGUGGGUGGAAUAAAUGCUAUGUCAUGCUACAACUGUGGUGGGAUUUCUAACUAAUCAACGAUUCAGCAGCUUAUCGAAUGCGUGAACAACGCCUCACGGCAUUUAAACUCGAGUUGUUUGUUUAUGUACAAGUCACGGACAUGUUGUUGGGCUAACCAGUAUUCAGGCUAACUUCUGUGGUUGCCCUCUAACAUCUGACAUAAAACGUGUACAUGACGAAACUUAAAUUAUGGACGCUUUGAUUUGCUGAAAAUUUCGUCAUCGCGGUCAUGACAAGACUGAGUACUCUAGGGGGCUACUGGGCUCUGUGGUCUCGAAGGUACGAAUCACCAUGGGCUAGGAAAUAACCGACUAACAUACUGCGGAUACCAAACUUAACAGAAAUUCCCAAAUACAACACAGGCUCACUGAUGAGUGGAAAUUUACCGUAGUCCCAUCUUCCAGUCGUGAUAGUAUCAAUAAUCUCCUUUGUUUUGGAGGGUUUGAAAGGCCAGUUACUGCUCAAUUUACUGCAGUAACUUCGUAGGGGUGGUGUAGUCCCGAGUUUGUGUCUAGAUUACCCAUACCACUAGAGAUAAGCGUUGUCACAGACCCGACUGAACGCUUUGCGAAUGGAUGAUACGUCCGAGGAACCCCAUCACUGUGCAGGAGAACUCAGCCAUCAUCUGCUGGAUCCACUGCACCUACGCAGAGACACCUCAGUCGGCGGAACUUGCCAACAGCUACGAAAACGCAUGCAUGAACUUUAACUGGCAAUACGAAAGGUGAUCCUUAACUCGCAGAUGGUUAGCCGGAUGCGAUUUCGGGUUUGAGGGGGUCAAGGUGAUGAGCCAAGGGGAUGCUCACAUUCAAGGCAUUUACGUCAGGCACGACUACCAACGAAUCGCUCGUUCAACCACCACAUCGAAUUGCCUGCAACGUAUAUGACUUUCUUUUACUGUUAUGAUUAAAGAGAACUAUAUAUCGGACCUUAUGGUCCACCAAGGACACGAAAAGAUAUCAAGAACGAGGGCUUACCCGACCAUGGAUGUCUAGAUCUGUCCGGUCCCUACGCAUUCGGCACAAUCUCGUGCAAAACGCUAGAUAACAUCGAUCAAAAGAAGUGCAAAUCACCUUACAAAACUGUUGCACAAUCCCCUUACAACCGGCACCAGACGGCAAGACGUUGAGAUCUGUACCUCUAACGAAGCUAAGACCUUUCCUGAUCCAGUGUGGUGCGCAGCUCCCGUCUAGUCGAUACCAGUUAACUAAACCUCAGUUCUGGUGUAACAGGCGAUCUUUUUGCAUCACACUGUGAGAUUCGAAAAGGAUAAACCGCUUCCUGGCGGUAGUUUGCCGAUUUUGGUUAUUCCAAAAGUCAAACGCCUAGAAUAAUCUUACGGAGAAAGUUAACCCCAUUCUAACAUCCCCCCCGUUAAUCGUUUUUUUAGUUUCGGAAAAUUUGUGCCAGAAACAUGAAAUAGGUCUUGCACACGUAAGCAUUGUUCUUUUGCGAGUGGACCCUAGGGGGAAAUUUUAAAAGCAGGAGUGGGAAACGAGUUGAAAACAGUAGUCGAGUUAAAAUUCCCUCAUAAGUGAGAAGUUGCAGUGAUAGGGAUUAGUAGGAAAAUGGAAAAUUACACAGUCAGAUAGGACUUAUCAGGAGGUGGAGACGAACUGCUGGCCCCCAACAUAGCCUGAAGUGCUGUACUGUUGGGCUAUCGCAACCAGACAUUCUAGCUCUGCGCCUUAGACAUGACCAAGUGUAAUUAUCAAGAUUCGGCACAUGGGGCCUCGCUUUGGAAACCUAACUGAACGAUUGCAGGUCAAGAAAAAUCAUAUGUCGAUAAGUCCACAGUCAUGGCUGCAAUAGGCUCAAGGAAAGAGCGUUCGGCGCUAAUUCGAGGGACCAGUUGUUUAAGUCUGCUUCCCGGCAAAAGUAUUCUAACUACGUUGGGUCAUCAUUUUUAGACCAAUCAGUAAAUGUUAUAAUUGGCAGCAAUUAGGACCAUGCUGAUUUUCUGACUUGUGAUAAAAUACUGCAAAACUUUCUGCCAUCCAAGAUGUCAUUUUGUGUGCAGUUGCCUGGCGCCCAAGUUCGAGCCUAGUCCUAGUCCUAACUCGCCUAACUCUCUGCCCUAACGCUCCCACCAGUAGUACGGAUUUCAUGCUGUCCUGCCUCACAAAAACUUGUUCACAGUUGAAUCUGGGGACCACUUUACGAGGACUAGAAUUUCAGCAUAAUAUGCAGCAGCUGCCUUCCGUUAAAUUGAAGAAAAAAUGACAGUUCAAUCGUCACAAGCAACGACCUUCACCGUGUGCCCCACUGAGUGAGCGCAGCACCGACAACUCGCAUACGAAUUAGUUUAUGGUAGGCAGACUUCCGUAGCAUCUACCGAACUUCUUCAACCGCCCCCCUAAUCCACCCGGCUCCAAUGGCAAGACAGCGUCAAAGACAACCGCAGGUAGGCUCAGACGCAAUGACUGUCAAAGCGAAAACGACCCGCCUACGUGUGCCGCACGUGGCCUCGUUCCCGCAGCAUGACCUAGAGAAAAUCUAAUUACUGGAGAGGGAAAUCAGACAGACGAAGUACAAAUGCUGAGGUUAGCAACCAAAAUGCAAGUAAAUUGUUUCCUGAACGGUUGGUUUUAGGGGGCGCCUUGAAAUUGUUUUAUUACAUUUUUCCGCUUAGCACAUUGUUUAGAUUAGAACACAUGCUCAAAAUGGAAUAAAAACGAAACGAACAAACCAGUAUAUUAGAAGGCAUUUUCUCCAACCAGGAGGAGACAAGCUUUUUCGGACGCUAUCCAGAACCAGCGACUGUCUGCAAGCAUUCCCUGAGAGGAGUCAAGUGCCAUAAAGGAAAUAGAAUGAAGGGCGUGGUUAGCCGAACUCUUUGGAGAAAAUUCUGUACACGUGGGGGUCUCAGAGGCCGUGGCUAGACCUCCCGCGCCACAAGGAGUAGGCGUUACUCACAAUUCUGGCGCAAUCCUUUAACAAGUGAUGCGGCCAAACGUCUACUGUUUUAGGGCAACUGUGGCAAUUGCAGUUACGUCGGUGGGUGGGCAAAAUCACUUCUCCAAACGUCGGACCCCAAACAAACCUCGCCCAGCAGACGUCCCAUCUCCACUUCCUAGCUCUUCUCGCCUUUUCCGAAACAUAACGUGCGAGGAGCGUUUACAACUCGUGUGUCUUUGUGCAUAGUGACAACUCAUUCAAGGUUAUCUCCGUAGAUAACCAGCUCCUUCAAACCAAGUAAGGAUCUCCGCACACGACAGUCCGACUGUCGCAACUGACGAUGUCCACCGUGUGCUUUACAGCAAGGUGAAGCCGGCACGGUGACUUGCACGCGAAUUAUUUUGUAACGAGAGUAAACUUACGCAUCAUCUAUCGAAAGCUCUUCUCCCUUACCUAAAUCCGGAGCCAAGACACAGUAAAGUAGACCAGAAGAGGGAGAGGGCGCAGGUGGCUGGCACAGCCGGACCCACACCGGGGCGUACCAUCGUACUACCUGGUCCACAGCAAACACUCGAGCAGGGUUUUGACCAACAACAGCACCACAGCAGGUCAGAAAGACGACGAGGAUGACUGGGCAACCAUGCUCACGACCUGUAUAGCCAGCGGGAGAGCAAGCGCAUCCACCGACCGGGAACCAUGUGCCGGAGAACUGCCAGCGCACACCAGGCUGUGAGAACCACGGUCUGCUGAGUAGUAAUACAACAGACGCCUACAAACUUUAAGGUACCACACGCACCUUGUGUAAGUAAGCCUUUGGUCACAAAACUUCAUAUAUAUAGCUCCCCACGCAGACAAAGCUGACCAACCUGACAAGACCCGCUAGUCGACCAUUCCACUUAAGAACAUACUGGGUUGACUGCGGGGUCUGGGUUGAACCGUUGGUUAUCAACCAUCCGAUCCACAGCUUUCAGCGUAUCGUAAUAGUUUCAAGCGGAGCAGAUUGUUUAUAUUGACGCAGACGCGCUGGGAUUUCCCACGAAAGGAGCGGGCGGCUUGAUCCUCACUUGUAGCAUAGCAGUCACAUGAAGAGGGGGUCGGGGUGCACACUUUUCACUGCGUGAGAGGUAUCCGAAUCGUGCCUGCAAUGUGCGAUGCUGGACGUGUUCGGAUGCGGAGCAAGCCUAGUGCAUGUGUAACUGGUUAAUAGUGUGGAGGCACAUGUGACCGAGUAGGCUCAUGCGAUAGCUUGAUGUGCGUGAAUAGUGCGGGAAGUUGGGGCGAUGGUGACGAGUGUAUAUUAAUGCUGCAGGCGUUGGUUCGCCAGUCUCUAUUUGAUGGACUCGCAAGUAAUCGAACAAGCCAAACCAUGAGGUGCGGGUGAGGUGGCAAUGUGGCUUGGCUACCGCUGAGUCUCUUGCGACGAUGCUAUUGGUGGUGACCGCGCUGGUAAACAGGGAGUUGGCAAUGCUAGAGAUGGCAGAGUUUCAGAUGUUCAAAGCGAGCUAGGCGUGUUGAUGGUGCGGUAAAUUCACUUGUCUUGAUGGUCGAUUAGGCCCAUAAGAUGAAUGAAUGCGUGUGGGCAACGCAAAGAGUGGAAGCGGAUGCGACGAGUGCAUGCCGAGGCUCUUGCUACUGGUGCGCCGGUAACAGUGGGGUGGAUUCGCAAGUGGCCGACCAGGCCGAUGCGUGGGGCAAAUGUGUAGUCGCAACGAGGACGGGCUGGGAUCGAGAACACAUUGCUGGUAAUGGAGACGAUGGUGGUGAUUUGGUGAUAAACGGGUGUCAGAAGCAUUCUCCUUGGUAGCAGGAGUGAGGGAGGUGGUAGUCGUUAUCCUCCUCGCCACAAGAGUUGUAGCAGUGACAGUAGAGAUGGUGGAGGUCGACGACGUCGGUUGAGGCGUCGGGACAUCAGGAAUGUGAUCUCCGGUUGCGGUGAUGAUGCUGGCGGUAGCCGUCUUGGGAGUUAAUGCAGGUGGUGACGAUAGAGGUGUUUGUGGAUGCAGCAGGUGCAGUUGUUGGGUUUUCGUCGCAAUAGGUCUGACGAGGCCACUCCGUGUGCAGAACGUCCGUUGGCAGCGUGAAAAUGUUAGGGAAGUUCCUAGGUAUUGAUGGAAAUGCAUUUGGGGUACCUUGUCCCCUCCCCUCCGCGAUCCAUGUGUGCCGUACUCUCAACACGGUACUAUGUAAGGUUUCAAACAUGUGCUUCACCCUUUUACGCCGCUGUAUGACGCAGCUGCAGGAAUUUUGGCCCAUCACCGGUUUCCCUUGGCUUUCUGGCAUAUAUCCAAGUUUGCUCUGUAAAGCUAGUUGACAGAAUGUGAUUCCUAUUAAUUAUUCCACCAAAGACAAUGGUUUUCAGCUCAAAUAUUCGUAAUAACAUUCGAACCCGAUAAAUUUUGACCCGAAGAUUUUGCUAUAGGUCCACACUUGAAUCGUCCAGAAAAACAAGGAGAUAGCAGUACACAAUGUGUAAGUCAGACUAAGAGAGGAAAGACCUAAUGAACUUGACGUAAAUAAUUGUGAUUACAACUGCCCAUGUAAUAUCCGUAGAAGAUUUUUCUAAUGUUCUUUAAUGACUAAAAGAACAAGAGCAAAACACGCGUUUUCUUGAAACUUUUUGACGAUUCACUAACGUUAAGGCUUAUACUAAGAACUUUUAAAAAACCUAAUUAUCUUUGUAAAGGAACUCGAGAUAAGUAACCCAACUUAAAAGACGAGCAAUUUGGUCUCUAGAGCUUUGAAAAUUGCUGAUUUUAAAGAACAUUUUCGACGAAUUCACUAGCUCGCGGGUUUUGUGAAAUUCUAGACGUCGUUUCACGCUUUGAACUUCUUCUCAAGAAACACAGUCUUAUACUUCCCUGCUCAAAUCAUGCAAACGGCCGGCAAUAAGUGGAGGCUAUGCGAUAGUUCUCGUUGAUGGUCAUUUAAUGAGAUCAUAUCUUGUGCCUGACAUUCGACCUUUUUGAUUUUACAGAUGUAACUCAAGAACAAAUUGAUGAAAUUCGUUUGCGGCCAGAAAGGGCAAUGCUAGAGGACCUUGAAAGACGACAUGCCAAGGGAGAUAACCUCAAUCAGUUAGAUUCCCAAGGUGCUGCCCCGGUAAAUCCCUGGCCCCACAUUUUUCUACACAUCUAA